Messenger RNA from Schistocerca americana (American grasshopper), 64610 nucleotides. Its product is annotated as titin. The record is from RefSeq and is a predicted model, not a curated record. The coding region runs from base 127 to 63702 and encodes 21191 amino acids. Gene Ontology annotation, molecular function: protein binding. NCBI's taxonomy places the organism in Eukaryota, Metazoa, Arthropoda, Insecta, Orthoptera, Acrididae. The transcript is spliced from 160 exons.
UCGCACACGACCGACGUCUUGCAUGUUCCUCUUGGCUCGGGGAUGCCCGCUGCCUUCGCCUCCUGAUUUCACAUUUGACUUUGCUCGUUUCCGAGUGUUCGACUCCCGACGCUGCCCCACGCGACCAUGGAGCAGCGACAGCAGCAGCAGCUGCAGCAGCAGCAACAGAUCUCGUCCCGCACGGAGCAGCGCUUCAGCCGGCAGGUCACCAGCACGCAGCAAGUGCAAGGAAUGGUGAUGCAGUCUUCGCCACAACUUACGUUCGGUAACAGGCCAGGAGAUGUCUCACCCCCAGUCUUCGAACAGAUUUUCCGAAAUGCCCGCUUUGCACAGGGUGGUAAUGCCCUCUUUGAGGGUAAAGUCCGGGGUAAUCCGAAGCCUGUUGUUUCAUGGACAAGGAAAGGCGCUCCCCUUCUUGAAUCAAACAAAUAUAAAAUGAAAUAUGAUGAACAGACUGGAAAUGUUUCAUUGCUCAUCAAUGCAAUAGGACCAGGAGAUGAAGGGGAGUACACAUGCACUGCACGAAAUCAGUACGGUGAAGCUAUCUGUUCAGUUUACAUACAACCUGAAGGUCAGGGGCAGAUUAUACAGCAGCCUCCAGGUGGCUACCAGAGAGAGUUUACUCAGACAAUUGAAACCUCUGAACAGCGAACAACACAGCAGCGUUUUCAGAAACAGACAACAGGAAAAAUUUCAUAUGCUAAUGGACACAUUGUAGAAGAGGAUUUUAAAGUGGACACAUUUGAGUACCGGCUUCUCCGUGAAGUUGAGUUUCGUGAAUCAAUAACACGGCGCUUUGUUGGAGAAGUUGACAGAGAGAUCAGUACAGUUAUUGAUCGAUCACUGGGACCUGUUGCACCUCCACAAAUAGCACAGAAACCACGAAAUUCCAAACUCCAGGAAGGUACCACAGCGACAUUCCAGGCUAAAGUUCCAGCCAACCCACGUCCAAGGAUUACAUGGUUUAAGAAUGGACAGCGCAUCACUCAUUCCCAGAAGUAUGAAAGUAGUUACUCAAACCAACAAGCUGUUCUUAAGAUUAACUCUCUCCAGUCUGAAGAUUCUGGACAUUAUACUCUCCUGGCGGAGAAUCCUCAAGGAUGUGUUGUAUCAUCUGCUUACUUAGCUGUUGAAUCGUCUGCGACUCAAGAUGGACUUGAUCAGAGGGGAAGAGUUCCUCAUACAGAACCUUCUGAGGGCACAGAGGCAGGGAAGGCUCUCGCACCUAACUUUGUGCGGGUUUGUAAUGAUCGUGAUGUUACUGAGGGUAAAAUGACACGUUUCGAUUGCCGAGUGACUGGCCGACCUUACCCAGAAGUGGCGUGGUUCAUCAAUGGGCAACAAGUCAGUGAUGAUGCAACCCAUAAAGUGUUGGUCAAUGAAUCAGGCAACCAUGCUCUAAUGAUAACAAAUGUGAGCAUUUCAGAUGCUGGAGUAAUUACCUGUGUAGCCCGCAACAAGGCUGGAGAGACUUCCUUCCAGUGCAAUUUAAAUGUAAUAGAGAAAGAACAAGUUGUAGCCCCAAAAUUUGUGGAACGAUUCAGCACAGUACAUGUGAAGGAGGGGGAGCCAGUGGUAUUGAAAGCCCGAGCUGUUGGCACUCCCAUCCCUCGCAUUUCAUGGCAAAAGGAUGGGGUCCCCCUGGCGCCGGGACCUGACGUAAACAUCCACACAGACGGUGGAGCCUCGACACUGGACAUCCCGCGAGCCAAGGCGUCGGAUGCGGCCUGGUACCAGUGCACCGCUCAGAACGUCGCAGGCUCCACCGCCACACGUGCUCGCCUCUUUGUCGAGACACCUAAGGGCGCCACACCUCCUCCCCGUCGUCUUAAUUUACCACGACCGACGAAGGUCAUUGAACCUGAACCAGAGCCAGGGCCUGAGGUAAUCUAUUUACGCCAUGUGGAGCGUGCGAAGCCUCACAUGCCUUUGCCAGAAGAAGAGCGUAUCUACCCACCACCACAAUUUAUUAUUCCACUGAACAAUGCUCAUCAGGUUGAGGGAGGACGUGUACAUUUUGAGGCUCGCAUUGAGCCUGUUGGUGACCCAAGCAUGAAAGUUGAGUGGUUUGUGAAUGGCAGACCUCUGGCUGCAAGUUCUCGUGCUACAGCUACAUUUCAGUUUGGUUUCAUCGCACUUGACCUGAUAAGCAUUCAGCUGGAGGACAGUGGAGAAUAUGUUUGCCGUGUGUCAAGCAAUUCGGGAUCAGUUGAAUCUCAUGGUCUGCUGAGUGUAACAGGCCGAGUUGGCAUCGAACAAUCUAGUCAGCACCCCGACAGCCUGCAAUACAUCCAACAUUUGGAAGACUACUCACGCUAUCAGCGAACAGAGAGUAUAGAAGAAGUCUCGUCUCAACGGCCUAACUUCAUUCGACCACUUCAGGAAUUAGGAGAGCUGCAAGAAGGCCGAAAUGCCCACUUUGAAGGACAGCUCACUCCCGUCAGCGACCCCACUAUGAGGGUGGAGUGGUUCAAGGACGGGAAACCGAUCACAGCAAGUUCUCGCAUUACCACCAUCUUCAACUUCGGUUAUGUCUCCUUAAAUAUAUUGCACCUACGGGCUGAAGAUGCUGGUACAUACACCGUGCGAGCUGUGAACAGAACAGGCGAGGCUAUUAGCUCUUCUACUCUCAAAGUUCAAGCACGUACUAGCGUGACAGCAGAUCUCGGUAUACCAGAGCAGCAGAGAUAUAUUGAGAAAGUUGAAGAACUGGAAGCUUAUCAGCAGUAUCUGCAAUCACAGCGAUAUGUGCAGGAACCUCCAGAGAGCACAGCACCUCCUGAAUUUAAGUCACCGAUUAAAGACCAGCUGAAUAUCAGGGAGGGUGGAUUUGCUCAUUUUGAAGCUCGUCUUGAGCCUAUUGGUGACUCUACUCUACGAGUGGAAUGGCUAAAAGAUGGAAAACCAGUUGAAGCCAGUUCACGAAUCACAAGUUUUUUCAAUUUUGGAUAUGUGGCAUUAACAAUUAAAUCAGUCACAACUCAUGAUAUUGGCACUUACUCAUGUCGUGCAAUAAAUACUCUGGGAGAGGCUGUAACAUCAGCUAAGUUAACAGUUGUUAGUAAGAAAGACAUCAUUAUGGACAGUCAACACCCAGGAGGCCUUGAGAAAAUACAGUAUCUGGAAGACACAAGUCGCUAUGGCCGAAGCCUUCAAGAAGAGACUACUGUCACAAAGAAACCAAUGUUUCUUGGUCCACUGAAGGGUACCAACAAAAUUGUGGAAGGUCAGAGGGCCCACUUUGAAGCCCGAGUGGAGCCUCAACAUGACACAACAUUGCAGAUUGAGUGGUACUUCAAUGGGAAGGUAAUUAUGACUGCUAACAGAAUCCAGACAUAUCAUGAUUUUGGUUAUGUGGCAUUAGACAUUCUUGGUGUCCGUGCUGAAGAUGCUGGUACCUAUACUGUGGUUGCAAGAAAUGCCCUUGGUGAAGCACAGUUAUCAGCCAGUAUGGUUGUCGAGACUCGCUCAAGCAUAGACACCACAAGUAUGCAUCGUGGCACAUAUGAAAAGACACAACGCCUUGAAGACUCAAAGUUUAUUGAACCAUCAUAUCAUAUUGAAGAAAUCUCAAAAUCGAAACCAAUCUUUGUACAGCCUCUGUCAGACCCAAAACCCAUAAGUGAAGGCAAGAAUAUUCAUUUGGAAUGCCGUCUGGAGCCUAUGGGAGAUCCAACAAUGCGUGUUGAAUGGUUCUAUAAUGGACGACCAAUCACAGUUGGAUCACGCUUUAGAACAUACUAUGACUUUGGAUAUGUGGCACUAGACAUCGUGCAGGCCACUUCUAUGGAUUCUGGUGAAUACACUGUGCGAGCAACAAAUCAUCUUGGAUCUGCACACACAUCAGCUUGUGUGAGGGUAAUCAGUCGCUCAGAUAUUGUAACGGAAACACAGAAUGAAUCAGCUCUUGAACAGAUCCAGUAUUUAGAAGAUGCCUCUCGACAUCGAAGAACAGUAACAGAAGAUGUUACAGUGGUUCAAGCUCCGCAAUUUACUCGACCAUUACAUAACAUUGAAACUGUUGAAGGCACAAACAUCCAUCUGGAGUGCCGCCUGCAGCCUGUUGGAGACCCUACAAUGAGAGUUGAAUGGCUUGUCAAUGGGCAGCCUGUCAAGACAGGACAUCGCUUCCGACCAGCGUAUGAUUUUGACUAUGUGGCUCUAGACUUGCUGAGUGUAUAUCCUGUGGAUUCAGGUGUUUACACAUGCGUGGCUCGCAAUCAGCUUGGUGAAGCUGUUACUUCAUGUUCAGUUAAAAUCAUAGCGAAAAAGGAUCUGAUUCUGGAAACUCAACAUCCAUCUGGGCUGGAAAAAAUUCAGUAUUUGGAGGACACAUCACGUUAUCGAAAGACAGAGUACAUGGAUGAAGUAGUGAAUGUGCGCCCACGUUUCAUCACAAAGCCCAAAAAUUUAGAUAACAUGCGUGAGGGUCAGCAUGCGCACUUUGAGUGUAAGCUUGAACCAGUGACUGAUCCAAACCUGAAGGUGGAGUGGUACAAGAAUGGGCGUCCAGUUACUGUAGGUCAUAGGUUUCGGCCCAUUCAUGAUUUUGGGUACGUUGCUCUGGACAUCAUAGACCUUAUUGCUGAGGAUUCUGGUACAUAUACAUGCCGUGCAGUAAAUUUGCUUGGAUCUGAUGAGACCACUUGUGUUCUUAAUUGCAGAAGCACUGCACAGAUCUUGACAGGUACUCAGAAUGAGACAGGACUUGAGCAGAUUCAGUAUCUUGAAGAUAAAUCUCGUUAUCAGCGUUCUGAAUAUAUUGAAGAGACUACAAAGCAAGCACCAAUAUUCACUACAUCUCUGAAGCACAUGGAGAUCAAAGAAGGCCAGAGGGCACACUUUGAAUGCCGCCUUAUACCUGUGUCAGAUCCCACAAUGAAAGUUGAAUGGUUCCACAAUAAUGUCCCAGUGAAGUCAGGUUCUCGAUUUACUGAGACAAAUAACUUUGGUUUUGUUGCAUUGGACAUAAUGUACUGCUAUCCAGAAGAUUCUGGGACAUACACAUGUCGCGCCAAGAAUAUUGUUGGUGAAGCUAUGACAUCUGCCAAUCUGACCUGUAUCUCAAAGAAAUCAAUUUAUAUGGAAACGCAACAUGAGGAAGCAUUAUCAAAACUGACAUAUUUGGAGGAUACGUCUCGUCAUCAGCGACAGACAGUCCAGGAAGAAGCUGUGACCCAGGCACCGAUGUUCACACAGCCAAUGAAGGAUGUCCGUGUAGCUGAAAAUCAGGCUAUGCACUUUGAGGCACGACUUAUACCUGUAGGAGAUCCGAAGUUACGCGUUGAGUGGCUUCGAAAUGGCGUUCCAAUUCAAGCAUCAAAUCGUGUGACAACUAUGCAUGAUUUUGGAUAUGUUGCACUGAACAUGAAGUAUGUUUACCCCGAGGACUCAGGCACCUACACUUGCCGUGCUAUCAAUGAACUUGGACAAGCAGUCACUUCAGCAACACUUGUUGUUCAUUCCAAAGCAUCGUUGCUUCUGGAGAGCCAACAUGAGGCUGCACUGCAGAAACUUCAGCAGCUUGAAGAUACAUCAAGGUAUCAACGGCGUGAAGAGGAGGAGAUUAUUGUAACUCAGCCACCAAAGUUUACAGCUCAACUUAAUGGACCCACAGAGCUAAUUGAAGGUCACAGUGCUCAUUACGAAUGCCGCAUUGAACCGUAUCCAGAUCCCAACAUGCGUGUUGAAUGGUUCCACAAUGGAAAACCACUACAACUAGGUCACCGUUUCCGGACUACUUAUGACUUUGGAUUUGCUGCACUUGAUAUACUUACUGUUUAUCCAGAAGAUUCCGGAGAAUACACUUGCAAAGCAACAAAUAAAUUGGGGCAGGCUUCAUCAUCCAUAAAAGUUAAUGUCAAAUCCCGUUCAUCAAUCAUUUUGGACACCCAACAUGAAGGCGCAUUGCAAAAGAUUCAGUAUCUGGAGGAUGAUUCCCGCUACAAACGUGCAGCUGUUGAAGAACAGGUGAUAGCUGAAAAACCACAAUUUGGACGGCCAUUACGAAAUAUUGAUCGAUUGCCUGAAGGACAGAGUGCUCACUUGGAGGCCACACUUACACCAGUUAAUGACCCUACAAUGCGUGUUGAGUGGUUCUGCAAUGGCAGACCCAUUCCUCAAGGUCAUCGUUUCAAGACAACUUAUGAUUUUGGAUAUGUGGCACUUGAUAUCCUGUAUGCAUAUGCUGAAGAUUCAGGCACAUAUAUGUGUAAGGCACGUAAUGCAGUUGGAGAGGCUGUUACUACAUGCUCUGUUACUGUUGAAGCUAAAUCUGGCCUCUACUUGGAUACUCUUGAUGAAAACCGCUUGAAGAAAAUAAAAGACCUGGAAACAUUUGAGAGGCCUCAAAAACCAGAAGUUGAACCUGAAAUGCAAAAGCCUGUGUUCAUUACUCCACUUGUCAGCUUAGAAAAUCUGAAGGAAGGUGAACAUGCUCAUUUGGAAUGUCGUGUGGAACCUAUAAAUGAUCCUAAUCUCAAGAUUGAAUGGUUUGUGAAUGGAAUUGCCAUAAAAACAGGUCACAGGUUCCGUACUACACAUGACUUUGGUUAUGUUGCUCUUGAUAUUCUGUACACAUAUGCAGAGGACUCUGGAACUUAUAUGUGUAAAGCAACAAAUUUGGUGGGAGAAGCUGUGAAUACUUGCCAGAUAACAGUUGGAGCUCGCCGUAGUAUCUAUUUAGAAUCUCAGCAUCCUGAAGGCUUACAGAAAAUCCAAGAACUUGAAGCACAAGGUCGGCCUGCUCGACUUGAAGUGGAGGAACCUGAAGUCACCCCGCCACGUUUUGUAACAGAACUUCGGGGCACAACAGAAAUAUUUGAAGGGCAGACAGCACACUUUGAAGCCCAAGUGGAACCUCUGCAUGAUCCAAAUCUACGUAUAGAGUUUUAUCACAAUGGUAAACCUCUUCCUUCAGCAUCACGCUUCCAUAUCACUUUUGAUUUUGGUUAUUUGGCACUUGACAUAACCCAUGCUGUUCCUGAAGAUGCUGGAGAAUAUACUGCCAAGGCCAUCAAUGCCCUUGGACAGUGCACUUCUACAAUUACUUUACGUGUGACAGCUAAAAGCAACAUUGUGCUCGAGUCCCAGCGACCAGAAGGAUUAGAUAAAAUUCGAGCCUUGGAGCAGCAUGUCCCAUACCAGAGGCCAGAGGUUCCAGAGCCAACUAGACAAAGGCCUGUGUUUACACAGCCAUUACAGAAUAUUGACUCUAUAGCGGAAGGGCAGACGGCUCACUUUGAAUGCAGACUGAUACCUGUGGGUGAUCCCACACUCAAAGUGGAGUGGUUCCGUAAUGAGAAACCCCUUGAAACAAGCUCAAGAAUUACGAAGACACAUGACUUUGGCUAUGUGGCAUUGGAUAUGACACAUGUUAGGGCUGAAGAUGAUGGUGUGUAUAUGUGCAGGGCUUCAAAUGCUCUUGGUGAAGCUGUGACAACAGCAUCUAUGAAAAUAAAAACAAAGGCGGACAUACAACUGGAAACUCAACAUCCUCAGGGCAUGAAACGAAUUCAGCAAUUAGAAGAAGGGAAAGCACCAGCACGGCCAGAACAACCAGAACGUGAAUUUGACAAACCCAUCUUCACACAAGUGCUCACAGGUCCAUCUGAACUGUGGGAGGGACAGCAUGCACAUUUUGAGUGUCGUGUUGUACCAGUAGGUGAUCCAAAUAUGCGAUUUGAGUGGUACAUUAAUGGGACAGAGCUGAAAUUAGGAUCUCGCUUCCAUGUCACACACGACUUUGGUUAUGUGAACUUGGAUAUUAACUCUGUCAUUAGUGAAGAUUCUGGAGUCUAUAUGUGUAAAGCCAUAAAUAAAGCUGGGGAAGCAGUGUCUUCAAUAUCACUGAAAGUAAAAACACGUUCAUCAAUUAUUGGAGAUACUCUUCAACCUGAUGCAUGGCAAAAGAUUCAGCUGAAAGAGGCAGAAAUGAAUAAAGUUCCUCCACAAUUUGUAGAUACAACACCUCAACAAGCACCUGUUUUCACAACUCAUUUGACCAGCCAUGAUAAACUCGUAGAAGGUCAAAAUAUUUUAUUGGAGGCACAAGUGGAGCCACGCACAGAUCCAAACCUUCGAGUUGAAUGGUUCAAGAAUGGAAAACCACUUGCUACUGGCACUAGACUUAGGACUACGUUUGACUUUGGCCAUGUCAGUUUGUCUGUCACUGGAUUACGAGCUGAUGAUUCAGCCAUUUACACCUGCAAAGCCACAAACUUACUGGGAGAGGCUGUAUCAACUUGUACUCUCAAAGUUGAAGAUCGACACUGGCUAUUAGCUGGAUCACUUCGUCCUGAGGCCUUACCAAAGAUUGAAGCUCUUGAAGAACCAAAGGCUGGUCGUCCUGAAGCUCCUGAGCCUACCUAUGAAUCACCAGUGUUUAUUACCCACUUGAAUAACGUUGUCUGUACUGAAGGCGAGAGUGUUCACUUUGAAUGCCACGUGGAACCUUCAAAAGAUCCAACACUCAAUAUCGAAUGGUUCAUAAAUGGCAAGCCAUUGCCCACUGGUGCUCGCUACAAAUCCACUUAUGAUUUUGGCUAUGUGGCUCUGGAUAUAAUUCAUGCUUAUGCAGAGGAUUCUGGUGUGUACAGCUGUAAAGCCACAAAUAGCAAGGGACAGGCUGCAACAUCAGGAACUCUGAAAUGCACAAGCAAGCAAGACAUCUUCUUGCAGACACAACAUCCACAGGGUGAAGCAGGCCUUGAGGCUGUGCGUGAGGCAGAAGGAGCAUACUUAUCAAAAUAUCAGAGGCAGCCUCUAGCUCCUGAAAAAGAUUAUCCAAAGCCAGUAUUUGUGGUGCCACUUCAAGAACAAGUAACACUGAAUGAAAAUGAAGCUUUGCAUGUUGAGUGUCAAGUUGAGCCCAAGGAAGAUCCAAAUCUCAAAGUUGAAUGGUUCUUCAAAGGAAAGCCUCUUGAACAUGCAACACGUUUCAAGACAACAUGUGACUUCGGCUUUGUCACACUUGAUUUGACUGAUGUUUAUGAAAGGGAUCAAGGAAUAUACACUUGUAAAGCAACCAAUUUAAAAGGAGAAGCAUUUACCUCCACAACAAUAUACUGCAAAGGGAAGGAGAGUCUAAUUGAACGUACACAGCACCCAAAAGGAGCUGAAGGUCUGGAAAAAAUCCAGGAUUUGGAAGAAUCACUGAGGAGGCAAGAAGGAGCUCCUCCAGAACCCGAGGAAGGCCAUCCGCCUGUCUUCACCUCACAGUUUCAGGAUCUCAAGAACCUUAGUGAGGGAGAGAUUGCACACUUUGAGGCUUCCCUUACCCCAGUUGGUGACCAGACUAUGACAGUAGAAUGGUUCUAUAAUGGAGAGGUAAUCAAAGCAAGUCACCGCAUUAGAACUGUACAUGCAUUUGGGAUGGUUGUCCUAGAGAUAUUAGGAACUAAAAUUGAAGAUUCCGGCACUUAUACUUGUAGAGCAACAAACAAAUGGGGCCGUGCCGAAAUCAGUGUUGAACUGGAGUGUGUUGACAAGUCAAAGGGUCAGAAACCACACUUUACAACACACAUUCAGAGUCUUGAGAAUCUGAAAGAAGGUGAAUCUGCUCAUUUUGAAUGCACACUAACACCUGUGGGAGAUCCUAACUUGAAAGUGGAAUGGUUUCACAAUGGCGAGCCACUGCGACACUCCUCCAGAAUCAAAUCAGUAUCUGAUUUUGGCUUUGUUGUGAUGGAUAUCUCAUAUGUCCAGAGCCACGAUACAGGGGAGUAUGUGUGCAGAGCGAGCAACAAGUAUGGGGAAGACUUUACAAGAGCAACCAUAAAAUGUUCUGGACGUGGUGGUGUGUAUUUGGACAGUCUGCAGCCUGAUGCACUUGCUCGCAUUCGUGAAAUGGAGCUCUCCCAGGGUGGGCAACCUCAGGCUCCAACCACUCCUGUUCUUGAACCACCUGUUUUUACCACACAUAUAUCAGAUGUCACAAACCUGGUUGAAGGGCAAAGUGCACACUUUGAGGCUCGUCUUACACCAGUCAAUGAUCCAAACCUCACAGUUGAGUGGUUUUACAACGGUAAAAAGCUCCCACAUGGCCAUCGUUACAGAACAUUCCAUGACUUUGGUAUUGUUAUUUUGGACAUCUUAUAUUGUUAUGAAGAGAACUCCGGAGUUUAUGAAUGCCGUGCAGUCAACAAAGUAGGCCAGGAUGUCACAAAAGCAACACUAAAAUGUGUAUCAAAGGCCAAUCUCAUCUUGGAUUCACAGUUGCCUCGAGGGAUGGAAGGUGGAUUGGAAAAAAUACAGAAUUUAGAAGAUUCACACUUAAAGAUGAGAGAUGAAAAAACUACAGAAACAAAAGGCCAAGCCCCUGUCUUUACAGUCCCUCUGUCAAAUGUUGACAACCUUCGAGAGGGAGAGAGUGCACAUUUUGAAGCCAGACUUAUUCCUACAGAUGACCCAAAACUCAAGGUUGAAUGGUUCUGGAAUGGAAAACCGCUAAGGACAGGGUCCAGGUUCCGUACAUUCUGUGACUUUGGAUUUGUGAUAUUGGAAAUUUCUCCAGUGUACCCAGAAGACUCUGGUGAAUACUCAUGUCGUGCCUUCAAUGACUAUGGGGAAGCUGUAACAACAGCAAGUAUGAAAGUGCAAGGAAAGAGGAGUAUCAUAUUAGAAUCUCAGUUGCCAAAAAGUAUGGAGCAUACUAUUGAGAAGAUUGCAGAACUGGAAGGUCUUGGAAGUGCUCCAGCUCCAGCCGCACCUGAGGAAGAUUCUGGAAAACCUCCAGAGUUCAUCACUACUCCAAGUGACCUGACACUAACUGAAAAUUCUUUGGCACACUUUGAAUGCCGUCUGAUUCCUAUCAAUGACCCCAGUAUGAGAGUAGAAUGGUUCCAUAAUGGAAAGCCUCUUUGGGCAGGGUCACGAAUCAAGACCAUAAAUGACUUUGGCUUUGUCAUACUUGAAGUUGCUGGUGUAUAUCAGAGAGAUUCUGGUCUUUAUACUUGUAAGGCCACAAACAAACACGGUGAGGCAACUGUAUCAUGUCAGCUGCAAGUCCGCAGUCGUCAGGGAAUCAUUCUUGAGCCACAAUUACCAACAAAUUUUAAAACGGGCACUGAAAGUAUCCAGAAGCUGGAGGAGGCGUUAUACAAGAAAGAUGAAAUAGUGACAGAAGAAGAGAAACCAAAUCCUCCCAGGUUCACUGUUGAAUUGAAGGAUGUACUCGACGUGCAAGAAGGAGCACCGAUCCAUUUCGAGUGCCGUGUAGAACCGGUCGGCGAUCCUACGAUGCGUAUCGACUGGUUCCAUAAUGGUCGACCAUUUGCCACGGGCUCUAGAGUCCAUAUGCUUAAUGAUUUUGGCUUUAUUGUUCUUGACAUGGAUUACACAUAUGCCAGAGACUCUGGUGAAUACGUGUGCUGUGCCACCAACAAGUGGGGGUCAGCAACAACGAAAGCUACACUCACUUGUAAAGCAAAACGAGACGUUGUGUUGGAAUCACAGUUGCCACAAGGAAUAAGUGGUGAAAAGUUGAAGGAACUGGAGAGAGGACCACUGACAGAGGCUCUCCCUGAAGAGGCGCCAGCAUCACCUCCGAAGUUCAUAACUCAGAUCACAUCAGUGGGCAUUGGUGAAGGUGAACCUGUCCACUUUGAGUGUCGUGUGGAGCCCCGAACAGAUCCAAAGUUACGAGUGGAAUGGUAUCGUAAUGGGAAACCGUUGCCAUCUGGACACCGCUUCCGUACAGUCUAUGAUAUGGGCUUCGUAUCCCUCGAUAUAUUGUACACCUAUCCUGAGGACUCGGGUGAAUAUGUGUGUCGUGCUGUCAAUGACCUUGGAGAAGAUACAACAAAGGCAACAGUGUCUUGCAAAAAGCUGCCAACAAUCAUUCUACAGAACCAGGUUCCUAAGGGAAUGAAAAAGUCUGAAGCCCUUAUGCAGAUGGAAGCCACCAUAAAGAAAUACACAUCAGAAAUUCAUUUGACAGAGGAUGAUCUUUAUGAUCCUGAUAAAAAGCAACCACCAAGAUUUGUGACCCAGAUACAAGAUCAGACAACACUAGUUGAAAUGCAAACUACAAAGUUUGAGUGCCAGCUGGCACCUGUUGGAGACCCAAACAUGAAAGUUGAGUGGUUUCUGAAUGGAAAACCACUUCCUCACAAAAACCGUUUCACACCAAUCUAUGAUUUUGGCUAUGUAGCCAUGAAUUUUGGGUGGGUGUAUCCUGAGGAUAGUGGCGAAUACUUGUGCAGAGCAACCAAUCUGUACGGUAUGGACGAGACUCGUGCUGUAAUCAGAACUGCUGGGAAACCUGGCAUUAUCUAUGAAUCUCAGUUACCAAAGGGAAUGAAGAGCAUUGAACGUAUACGUGAAAUGGAGGCAGCUUGGCAAAUAGCACCUGAAGAACCAGAAGAAGAAACAAAACCUCGUUCUGCACCAGUUUUUGUUACAAAACCUGAACCAUACACUACUGUUGAAGGAGAACCUGCAAGAUUCUGUUGCCGAGUUACUGGACAUCCCCGUCCAAGGCUUAUGUGGGUUGUUAAUGGGCAAACUGUCGUUAAUGGUACUCGCUACCGACUGACGUAUGAUGGUAUGUGGCACUUGGAUAUUCCCAAGACACGACAAUAUGACCAUGGCAAGAUUGAGAUUAUUGCUCGCAACUCAGUGGGAGAAGCAAUAGCUACUACGGAACUUACUGUGAAAGCACGUAUGGAUGAUUACCGUGGAGUACUAAAGAACUCACCACGACCAUGGUAUGACUAUGAUCUCACUCAGUAUCAGAAAGAGCGCAUUGAACUGGAAAGGGCUCAGCUCCAACAUGUGGACAUCAGUGAACAUCAGAAGAAAGUUUCUACUGAGACUGAAACUGAAUGGCAGCAAACAGUAAAGAAGAAGAAGGGUGAAGAUUAUUAUUCCAAACUGAAAGAGCUUGAAGAAGAGCAAGUAAUCAAGGAAACUCGUUUGCGGGAAGCAUCACAUCAAUUUGCUAUACCUGGAGAAAAAGUUGUGGCCAAAACAGUAGCCAAGGGAAUGGCUCAGAGCUAUGAGCAAAAACUAGAUGAAAAAGAAGAAGAAAAACCAGCCUGGGUAACGUCUCGACGACCAACUAAACAUACAUCAGAAACAGUUGUUGAUUCCAAAACAAUUCCGAGUUUGCCACCUGAGCCAUCAGAGUCAGCUAUUCAUGCACGAGAAGUGCAUGUAGCCAAACAAAAACAAACACAGAAAGAGGUCAAGGGAGAUGUGGAAAUUACACGGAAGAUUACAGCCACAGAAACAACUGAAGUUGAGCAUAAGGCAAAAACACAAGAACGAGUUGUCCAAGGGCCUGUUAAACCUGCUAAGCCUCCAUUUUUCACCAAGAAGAUACAGCCUGUCAGAGUAUUUGAGCAAGAGCAGGCUAGAUUUGAAGUUGAAUUUGAUGGUGAUCCACUUCCAACAAUAAAAUGGUUCAGGGAGGAUUUCCCAAUCCAGAGCUCGGCCGAUCUUCAAAUACACACAUUUGGAACAAAGUCAGUUCUCAUCUUGAGACAAGUGUUUAUGGAAGAUUCUGGUGUGUUCAGGGUUGUAGCUGAAAAUCGUGGAGGAGUUGCUAAGUGCAGUGCAAAUCUAGUAGUUGAGGAAAAGCGACGCCAAGGACGAGGUGGUGUUGUGCCUCCAAGUUUCCUUACUACUAUUGAAAGCAGUGUUGUAAAUUCUGGAACACUUGUGCGAUUUGAUGCUCGUAUAGCGGGCACACGACCUAUUGAUGUCUAUUGGUUAAAGAAUGGCAAACGCAUACCAUCAUCAGAUAUUCGAUACAAGACAUUGGAAGAAGAUAGUGUGAAUACCCUGUUGAUUAUUGAGGCUAUACCAGAGGAUUCUGGAACUUAUGAAUGUGUGGCAAUCAACAGUGCUGGUGAAGCACGUUGUGAGGCUGAAUGUCAGGUUCGGUCACCCACACAACAGAAACAACAGCAGCAACAGCAACAACAACAACAACAACAACCAGCAGGAAAUGUAGCACCAGCAAUUAUUGAACCACUAAAGGGACAGGUCGUGAAAGAGGGACAGCCUGUUACAUUUCAGUGCCGAAUUUCUGGCAAACCAGCUCCACAGAUAAAGUGGCAAAAGGCUGACACUGUCAUUAAGCCAUCAAAAUACUUCCAGAUGCAUAAAGAUAAUGACAUAUACACUCUGAAGAUAUCAGAAGCUUUCCCUGAAGAUGAGGGUACCUAUAAAUGUAUUGCUUCUAACCCUGUUGGAUCUGUAACUCUCUCCGCACAGCUGAAAGUUCAAGCUCCUGACUCACAAGAAGUCAUGCCUACCAUUACACCACUGCGAGAUGUCACUGUACCAGAGGGAAGCUCAGCACAGUUCAGGACAAAAGUAACAGGAAAACCAGUGCCAACUAUACAGUGGUUCCGUGAAGGAGUUCUCAUACCACAGUCGGCAGAUUUUCAAAUGAUACAGGAUGGCGACAACAGAGUGCUGCUCAUCACUACAACAUACGAGGAGGAUUCAGGAACUUUUACAUGCAGGGCAACUAACUCUGCUGGGCAGGUUGAGUCAUCUGCUAAGCUGAUCGUCAAAAGUAAGAAUGUGUUUAAUGUUACUGAACCAGUCAUGAAACUUCAUAUGUAUAUCCUUGUUUGUCAUGAUUUGUUGUGUACUGAAAUGUAUUUCAAGCUUACAUGUAAUUAUAAUUCUGUAUAUGUUCCAAGUGUAAUGCUACAAAAAUUGUUGUGUUCACAGCUGCAAACUGACUUAGAUCAUAUUACUUCUUCCAGACCUGAAUGUGCCCAACAUACAUAUACAUCUAGAAAACAAGCUCUUGGAAAGUACUUGAAAUUUUUGAAGGCAGUGCAUCUUUCAAGCAUUACAUGCUCAAGACUGGAACAAUUCUCCAAUGUUUCCAAGACUGAAAUUUUACUUUUAAAAAGUGGGGAGUUCUAUCUAAUAGGAUAUUUUGAAGAAGCAGCUAAUGAUAUACAUAUGUCAGGAAUUUUAUGUUUUUAUGUGCUUAACAAUACUGCAACCUUUUGUAAAGAUAUGUUCCAUGUUUUUGAGAAGAAUGAACACUGCCAAGCAGGCAUUUAUUAUCUGUACCUUUUUAUACUCCAGGAUAUGCUACAAAUUUAUUUUAAAGCUAAUUGGGAAGGACACAUGAUGAGCAAAUUCUGCCCAUUGCUCUGCAGUGAUAGGGAGCUAAUGUUAUUUUUGCAGUUGAGACGUUUCUUGGAUGCGAAAAGAUGCUCAAAGAUUUUAAUGUUGUUUUUAUCCUACUUUAGGCAUCUCUUCUUUCUGCCAUUGCUUCUAUUUCAUCAUUUGUCUGUCAAACAAAGGUCCUUGCAUUUUAAUAGCAUGGUUAAUUUGGUUACAGUUCUUCUUUUUCCUUUUUCCUCUGGUUUUUUCUGUGUCUCUUUCUUUCUGGUGCUGCCUUGUCAGGCAGCAAGACUUCAUCAUCACUUUGAUGAAACGUGUGAAGCAGUUCCAUAUAAGCAAAGUGUUGCAAUUAAUUUCAUGAAUUGUGUUUUUAAGAAAUCUGAUUUUACCCACUGUAUUCAUACAUCCACAUUCCAUGUUAGUGGAAAGAAAACACUGUUCAGUCCACACUGUUUUACCUCCUCAUACUGUAUGACCUUGAUAGAAGAGAAACUUGAAAGCUCACAUUAUCAAGGAACAUUUUGCUGUGGUGUGUUAGUACGUGACUGCCUUCAAAGUAAAGCCCAAGUGAUUCCAAAAAUGUCUGCACCCAUUUUUCCCACUUGCAAAAACAUAUCUGAAUGCCAUUUUCUUGAGGCUCCACAAGAACUUUACCAUUUUCUCCUUCUGAUUCAUGAUUUCAAUCUGUAUUUUGACUGCUUCUUUUACGAAGAAUACAUAAGUUACACCAGAUAUAGUCAGCCUCAUUCUUCUGAAGUGAAAACACAUGAUCUACAACCACUUAACAAAAAGAUUGAAGAUAGUUUGGAACUUGUAAACACCCAUUUAUUUUUUUGUUUGCAAUUUAUUUUCCUGCUAAAUAUAUUUUGCUCAACUACUUUUUUCUUUAUUACAAAUAAAGCUGUCAACUCUAUGAAUCAAAUGUUACCUAAUGUUUCCCAGUCAUUCAAUCCAUUGAUAAAAGGUUUCCCAGCUCACCUCAUAAACCCAGAAAGUGCAAAUAGUUGUCUAAGAUUGAAAGCAGUACAGUUGAGAGGGAAAGUGUAUCCUACAACUGUAAAUUCACCCUGCAAGCUGAUGCAGAUGGAUGUAUCAUCAGUAGUGUAUUUGGAUGGACACAAAUUACAGUUGUUCCAGAGAAUAACAGAAGUAAGGAACGUUAAGACUACACAGCUUGGUGAAAAUGAUUUUAGUGGCAUGUGGCUGUGCAGAAUGAGUUUAGUUACUUGGAAGAAAUAUAAAUUUAAUACUGAGUUCAUGGAUUUAGAGGAAAAAAAUAUGCUGAUGGAUUAUCUUCCAAAACUAAUUUUUAAUUUACUUCUGCCAAUGUCAUUUUCAUUCACCAAAGUAUCAAAGUUAACUAGCUGUGGGACAUUUUUAUUUCAUUUUGUUUUAUCAAAAUAUUCAUUGUGCCACUACUUUACCUAUAAUAUUCAAGCAGCCCUUGUACAAUCAGUUUUAACCAAGACUAAUGAAAUAGCCCCAUCAGAACACAAUACAAGGCUCUCAGUUACAAUCUUCUGUUCCUCUUCAUUCAAAACUCGAGGAAGGAAGAGUUAUAUAACUCCAUCUUCAGACAUCCAUAUGACAAUCCCAUUAAUUGACUGUGGACGACUGUUAAUGCCAGACAGGCAUACAAAUCUAGACAUCGUUAUUCCUUUUUGUAUUGUUGCUUUGACUUACGUAUUUCAUAGCACUGAGUUUGUCAGACAAGUGUAUUUGUUAUAUUUGGCUCUAAAAAAUCUCUUUAUGUUUGGUGAACCAUUAGCAUUAAUAACACUCCUACAUUCAGUUGUUUUCCUAUGGUCUGUAAUAUCACCCUUUCCUUUAUGUGUAAUGGAAAAUUCUCCAGUGCGAGAGCUGAUUGUAAUGUGUCAAACAUAUGUGCGUAUAUGGAAUAUUAUGAAGGACUGGCUACUUUCCUUUGAAUCUGAUAAAUUUUUGGCAUCUUUUGCUGUUUUCAAUAGAUUCACUGUGUAUGUUCUCAAAAUGGCUGCGUUAUGGGUUUCAACUCAUGGACUUCUACCACAAAUUAUCAUAAAUAUGUCAGAAUUUUAUUCACAUACUUGCAAUAAUACUUCACUAAAAAAGGACAUUCUCAGGUAUAGUAUUGAUAUUCUGUCAGCAAACAAGCAACAUGCAUGUUUAACCUCCAUUGGUGUCACAACAUACAAUAUUUUCAUAUUUUGUUGGAAGAACAUGAAGCUGCCAACUCUUUUCACAAUGAACAGAGAUUUAAUGACAUCAAAGGAACUCAUGAGCAUUAAGAGCUCAGCUGCCACAAGUGGAGGAAGCAGUCUUUUCACAGAAGGAAGCAUAUAUGUCAAAGCAGAGGUUGGAUGUAAGGCAGUCUUACAAAAGAAUGAAAGACCAAGAAGAAGCUAUGUGUUUGAGGUGUACAGCGAUUUUUAUGAAUGUGCAAAGAGCAACACAGUAAAUGUAGAACAACUAGUUAGGAACCCAAAACUGCAUAAUUACAUUGAAAAUACAAAUCUGAUACCUUCAGGAAUCUUUGAGACAAGUUGCAAAGAUGCAUAUUUAAUGAAUACAAUGUAUGUACUCAUAUUACACCAAAAACAGACAACAUGUGGCGUGUCGGUGCAUUAUGGCUUUGCAGGACGGAGAGAUGUUUCAACAGUCCAUCCAGGCUCAGGAGCACCAAAAAUACCACAUCCUGGAUAUUCUUCUAGUCAUCAUGGUUCAAUCCCGAAAACUGGUGGGAUGUCAGGAGAUGGUCAAGAAGCAGAUGCUGACGGUAGUGGUGCUGGACAUGAUUAUAUACAGGAGGAUUCAUACGAUGCAGUCCAGUUACCAGUUGGCGAUGAGACGCUGCCAUGGAGGAAACCCAGGCGUAAGCAGCUUUUUCCCGUGCACCCAUCACAAACCACAGUUCCCUGGACACAGGAGAAAAUACAGCUAAAAAGAACUGCUCAGCACCGGAGGAGUAUUGAUAAAGAGCAUCUUGAGGAAGUACAGUUGAAAACUGUCAGUGGGGGGGUACAGCUUAAAAAGAAAGUUCGGCAGGAUAUAGAUAUUAGAAGUGAAAGACCUGAAGAACAAUAUAGCAGGACUGACACUGAUGAUUCGCUGUACAGUGUUAUGGACAAGACAACGGGAAUAGAGCAGAUAGCCACAGAAGAAGAUUCAACAAUUUUACAUUUGGACCAAAGGAAAGAAACACUUGAAGAAAGACAAAAGACACCACAUUUGCCAAAGAAAGAGGAUCAAAGAAGGAAGCACAUAAAAAAAGAUAGCAGAAUAACAGUGACAGAAGAAGAUGAUGUGACACUAUUAGGAGUGCAACAAGAGAGAGAAAGGACAGAAAGAUUCUUUCGAAAAGGAAAACCUUCAGACAAGACAUUGCCAGCAGACAUGUUGGAUAAUAAUGUUACAAAAAGGAGUCCACUAGUGACAGACUUGACAAAAGAUGAUAAAAAUGCAGAAAAAUCAACAGUACCAUGGAGAACCAAGAAACCAGAAAGCUUGAAAGGAUAUACACAUGAUGUGCACCAGAAAGUUGACAUUGUUCCUGAAGAGGCAUCACUUGAACCAAAGCCCGAGGCACCAGUACAAGAGCAGGUAUCACAUUUACCAUGGGUACGAGGUAAGAAACCUAAGCAACCCGUCCAGGAGAAAGAGGAAAUUACUUUGAAACCAGUGAAGAAGGAUAUUCCAGAAAAGGCAAUAGAAAGAGAAAUAGUACAGUUGAAGCCUAUAGAGAAACAGAAACCAACAGUGGAAGAAAAAGAGAAAAUAGUGCUGAAACCAGUGAAGAAAGACACAAAGGAAGUAACCAAAGAACAGGAAUCACUAUCAAAGGAAAUACAUAAAGAAGAUAUAAGUGCAGAAAAAACAAGAGAGAUCAAGAGUAUAAAGAAACCAGAGACUUUGAAAGAGACUGCACAUGAUUUAGAAGAGAAAGCAAACAUUGCUCCAGAAGGAGUAUCUCUUGAGGAAAAGCCUGAGGCACCAGAGCAGGACCAUGUAUCACAUUUACCAUGGGUACGAGGAAAGAAACCUAAACAACCUGAUCAGGAGAAAGAGAAGAUAAUGUUGAAACCAGUGAAAAAGGAUAUUCCAGAGAAGAGAGACGAAAAGGAAGUAGUACAGUUGAAGCCUGUACAGAGACAUAAACCAACAGCAGAAGUAGAAGACAAAAUAAUGUUGAAACCUGUGAAGAAGGACACAAAGGAAGUAUUCAAAGAAGAGGAAUCUCUUCCAAGCAAAGUGCCUAAAGGAGACACAACUGUAGAAAAACCAAAAGAGGUCAAAAGUAUAAAGAAACCAGAAAGUCUGAAAGAGGCUCCAUGUGAUGUGGAAGAGAAAGCAGACAUAGUUCCAGAAGGAGUGUCUGUUGAGGAAAAGCCUGAGGUACCAGAGGAAGAUCAGGUAUCGCGCUUACCGUGGGUACGAGGAAAGAAGCCUAAACAACCUGUUCAGGAGAAAGAGGAAAUUACUUUGAAACCAGUGAAGAAGGGUAUUCCAGAGAAGAUAGAAGAAAAGGAGACAGUACAGUUGAAGCCUGUACAGAGACAUAAACCAACAGCAGCAGAAGAGGAUGAAAUAAUGCUGAAACCUGUGAAGAAGGACACAAAGGAAAUAAGCAAAGAAGAGGAAUCUCUUCCAAGGGAAGUGCCUAAGGGAGAGACAACUGAAGAAAAACCAAAAGAGAUCAAAAGCAUAAAGAAACCAGAGAGUCUGAAAGUGGUUCCACGUGAUGUGGAAGAGAAAGCAGACAUAGUUCCAGAAGGAGUCUCUGUUGAGGAAAAGCCUGAGGUACCAGAGGAAGAUCAGGUAUCGCGCUUACCGUGGGCACGAGGAAAGAAGCCUAAACAACCUGUUCAGGAGAAAGAGGAAAUUACUUUGAAACCAGUGAAGAAAGGUAUUCCAGAGAAGACAGAAGAAAGAGAAAUUGUACAGUUGAAGCCUGUAGAGAAACAGAAACCAAUGGCAGAAGAAAAAGACAAAAUAAUGCUGAAACCUGUGAAAAAGGAUGAAAAAGAAAUAACAAAAGGAGAGGAAACUCUUCCAAGGGAAGUGCCUAAAGAAGACAUAAUUCCAGAAAAACCAAAAGAGAUCGAAAUUGUAAAGAAGCCAAAGAGUAUGACAGAGGUACCACGUGAUAUGGAAGAGGAAGCAGACAUUGCUCCAGAAGGAGUGUCAAUUCCAGAAAAGCCUGAAGCACCAGAGCAAGAGGAGGUAUCGCGUGUACCAUGGGUACGAGGAAAGAAACCUAAACAACCUGUUCAGCAGAAAGAAGAGAUCACUUUGAAACCAGUGAAGAAGGAUAUUCCAGAGAAGAUAGAAGAAAAGGAAAUAGUACAGUUGAAGCCUGUACAGAGACAUAAACCAACAGCAGAAGAAGAAGAUAAAAUAGUGCUGAAACCUGUGAAGAAGGAGACACAGGAAGUAAUUAGAAAAGAGGAGUCUACCGCAAUGGAGGUGACUGAAGAAGAUACAACUGUAGAAAAAUCAAAAGAGAUAAAGAGAGUCAAAAAACCAAAGAGCUUGAAAGAGGCACCACAGGAUGCGGAAGAGAAACCAGAGAUGGUUCCAGAAAGACUACCUGCUAAGGAAAAGCCUGAGGCACCAGAACAAGAUCAGGUAUCGCAUUUACCAUGGGUACGAGGAAAGAAACCUAAACAACCUGAACAGGAGAAAGAAGAGAUUACUUUGAAGCCAGUGAAGAAGGAUAUUCCAGAGAAGAUAGAAGAAAAGGAAAUAGUACAGUUGAAGCCUGUACAGAGACAUAAACCAACAGCAGAAGAAGAGGAUAAAAUAGUGCUGAAACAUGUGAAGAAGGAGACACAGGAAGUAAUUAGAAAAGAGGAGUCUCUUGCAAUGGAGGUGACUGAAGAAGAUACAAUUGUAGAAAAAUCAAAAGAGAUAAAGAAAGUCAAGAAACCCGAGAGCUUGAAAGAGAUGCCACAUGAUGUGGAAGAGAAACCAGAGAUGGUUCCAGAAAGAUUAUCUGUUGAGGAAAAACCUGAGGCACCAGAGCAAGAUGAGGUAUCACAUUUACCAUGGGUGCGAGGAAAGAAACCUAAACAACCUGUUCAGGAGAAAGAAGAAAUUACUUUGAAGCCAGUGAAGAAGGAUAUUCCAGAGAAGAUAGAAGAAAAGGAGACAGUACAGUUGAAGCCUGUACAGAGAUAUAAACCAACAGCAACAGAAGAGGAUGAGAUAAUGCUGAAACCUGUGAAGAAGGACACAAAGGUAAUAAGCAAAGAAGAGGAAUCUCUUCCAAGGGAAGUGCCUAAAGAAGACACAACUGUAGAAAAACCAAAACAGGUCAAAAGUAUAAAGAAACCAGAGAGUCAGAAAGACGUUCCACGUGGUGUGGAAGAGAAAGUAGACAUAGUUCCAGAAGGAGUGUCUGUUGAGGAAAAGCCUGAGGUACCAGUGGAAGAUCAGGUAUCGCGCUUACCGUGGGCACGAGGAAAGAAACCUAAACAACCUGUUCAGGAGAAAGAGAAAAUUACUUUGAAACCAGUCAAGAAAGAUAUUCCAGAGAAGAUAGAAGAAAGAGAAAUUGUACAAUUGAAGCCUGUAGAGAAACAGAAACCAAUGUCAGAAGAAAAAGACAAAAUAGGGCUAAAACCUGUGAAGAAGGAUGAAAAGGAAAUAACAAAAGAAGAGGAAUCUCUUCCAAGGGAAGUGCCUAAAGAACACAUAAUUCCAGAAAAACCAAAAGAGAUUGAAAUUGUAAAGAAGCCAAAGAGUAUGACAGAGGUACCACGUGAUGUGGAAGAGGAAGCAGACAUUGCCCCAGAAGGAGUGUCAGUUCCGGAAAAGCCUGAAGCACCAGAACAAGUAGAGGUAUCGCGUGUACCAUGGGUACGAGGAAAGAAACCUAAACAACCUGUUCAGGAGAAAGAAGAGAUUACUUUGAAGCCAGUGAAGAAGGAUAUUCCACAGAAGACAGAAGAAACAGAAACUGUACAGUUGAAACCUGUACAGAGACAUAAACCAAAAGCAGAAGAAGAAGACAAGUUAGUGCUGAAACCUGUGAAGAAAGACGCAAAAGAAGUAUUCAAAGAAGAGGAAUCUCUACCAAGGGAGUUGGCUAAAGAAGACACAACUGCAGAAAAACCAAAAGAGACCAAGAAAGUAAAGAAACCAGAGAGCUUAAAAGAGACUCCACAUGAUAUGGAAGAAAAAGCUGACAUUGUUCCAGAGAAAGUACCUGAUGAGGAAAAGCCUGAGGCACCAGAUGAAGAUCAGGUAUCUCAUGUACCAUGGGUACGAGGAAAGAAACCUAAACAACCUGUUCAGCAGAAAGAAGAGAUCACUUUGAAACCAGUGAAAAAGGAUAUCCCAGAGAAGGCAGAAGAAAAGGAAAUAGUACAGUUGAAACCUGUACAGAGACAUAAACCAACAGCAGAAGAAGAGGAUAAAAUAGUUCUAAAACCUGUGAAGAAGGAGACACAGGAAGUAAUUAGAAAAGACGAGUCUCUUGCAAUGGAGGUGACUGAAGAAGAUACAAUUGUAGAAAAAUCAAAAGAGAUAAAGAAAGUCAAGAAACCCAAGAGCUUGAAAGAGACGCCACAAGAUGUGGAAGAGAAACCAGAGACGGUUCCAGAAAGACUAUCUGUUGAGGAAAAGCCUGAGGCACCAGAGCAAGAUCAGGUAUCGCAUUUACCAUGGAUACGAGGAAAGAAACCUAAACAACCUCUUCAGGAGAAAGAAGAGAUUACUUUGAAGCCAGUGAAGAAGGAUAUUCCACAGAAGACAGAAGAAACAGAAACUGUACAGUUGAAACCUGUACAGAGACAUAAACCAAAAGCAGAAGAACAAGACAAGUUAGUGCUGAAACCUGUGAAGAAAGACACAAAGGAAGUAUUCAAAGAAGAGGAAUCUCAACCAAGGGAGUUGGCUAAAGAAGACACAACUGCAGAAAAACCAAAAGAGACCAAGAAAGUAAAGAAACCAGAGAGCUUAAAAGAGACUCCACAUGAUAUGGAAGAAAAAGCUGACAUUGUUCCAGAGAAAGUAUCUGAUGAGGAAAAGCCUGAGGCACCAGAUGAAGAUCAGGUAUCUCAUGUACCAUGGGUACGAGGAAAGAAACCUAAACAACCUGUUCAGCAGAAAGAAGAGAUCACUUUGAAACCAGUGAAAAAGGAUAUCCCAGAGAAGGCAGAAGAAAAGGAAAUAGUACAGUUGAAACCUGUACAAAGACAUAAACCAACAGCAGAAGAAGAGGAUAAAAUAGUGCUGGAACUUGUGAAGAAGGAGACACAGGAAAUAAUUAGAAAAGAGGAGUCUCUUGCAAUGGAGGUGACUGAAGAAGAUAAAAUUGUUGAAAAAUCCAAAGAGAUCAAGAAAGUUAAGAAACCCAAGAGCUUGAAAGAGAGGCCACAAGAUGUGGAAGAGAAACCAGAGAUGGUUCCAGAAAGACUAUCUGUUGAGGAAAAGCCUGAGGCACCAGAGCAAGAUCAGGUAUCACAUUUACCAUGGGUGCGAGGAAAGAAACCUAAACAACCUGUUCAGGAGAAAGAAGAGAUCACUUUGAAACCAGUGAAGAAGGAUAUUCCAGAGAAGAUAGAAGAAAAGGAAAUAGUACAGUUGAAGCCUGUACAGAGACAUAAACCAACAGCAGAAGAAGAAGAUAAAAUAGUGCUGAAACCUGUGAAGAAGGAGACACAGGAAGUAAUUAGAAAAGAGGAGUCUACCGCAAUGGAGGUGACUGAAGAAGAUACAACUGUAGAAAAAUCAAAAGAGAUAAAGAGAGUCAAAAAACCAAAGAGCUUGAAAGAGGCACCACAGGAUGUGGAAGAGAAACCAGAGAUGGUUCCAGAAAGACUACCUGCUAAGGAAAAGCCUGAGGCACCAGAACAAGAUCAGGUAUCGCAUUUACCAUGGGUACGAGGAAAGAAACCUAAACAACCUGAACAGGAGAAAGAAGAGAUUACUUUGAAGCCAGUGAAGAAGGAUAUUCCAGAGAAGAUAGAAGAAAAGGAAAUAGUACAGUUGAAACCUGUACAGAGACAUAAACCAACAGCAGAAGAAGAGGAUAAAAUAGUUCUAAAACCUGUGAAGAAGGAGACACAGGAAGUAAUUAGAAAAGAAGAGUCUCUUGCAAUGGAGGUGACUGAAGAAGAUACAAUUGUAGAAAAAUCAAAAGAGAUAAAGAGAGUCAAGAAACCAAAGAGCUUGAAAGAGGCACCACAGGAUGUGGAAGAGAAACCAGAGAUGGUUCCAGAAAGACUAUCUGUUGAGGAAAAGCCUGAGGCACCAGAGAAAGAUCAGGUAUCGCAUUUACCAUGGGUUCGAGGAAAGAAACCUAAACAACCUGAACAGGAGAAAGAAGAGAUUUCAUUGAAGCCGGUGAAGAAGGAUAUUCCAGAGAAGACAGAAGAAAAGGAAAUUGUACAGUUGAAACCUGUACAGAGACAUAAACCAAAAGCAGUAGAAGAAGACAAGUUAGUGCUGAAACCUGUGAAGAAGGACACAAAGGAAGUAUUCAAAGAAGAGGAAUCUCUUCCAAGGGAGUUGGCUAAAGAAGGCACAACUGCAGAAAAACCGAAAGAGACCAAGAAAGUAAAGAAACCAGAGAGCCUUAAGGACACUCCACAUGAUACGGAAGAGAAAGCCUACUCUGUUCCAGAAGGAGUAUCUGUUGAGGAAAAGCCUGAGGCACCAGAUCAAGAUCAGGUAUCGCAUGUACCAUGGGUACGAGGAAAGAAGCCUAAACAACCUGUUCAGGAGAAAGAGGAGAUUAUUUUGAAACCAGUGAAGAAGGAUAUUCCAGUGGAGACAGAAGCAGGAGAAAUUGUACAGUUGAAGCCUGUUGAGAAACCGAAGCCAACAGCCGAAGACUUGGAAAGAAUUACCCUUAAACUUGAACCAGCAGUGGAGAAACAAAAACCAUUAGAGAAACUUGUAUCUGAAAGGGAAGUACCUUUAAUUCCAAGUAAUGAGGAAUCUCCCUUACAAGAUAGUAAGGAGAUCACAAAAGUACCUUGGCGACGUGGAAAGAAACAUGAGGCACCUGAACUGGAAAAGGAGGAAAUUACUUUGAAACCUGUCAAAAAGAGUGUUCCUGAGAAAACCGAUGAUAGGAAAGAAUUGCGAUUGAAGCCUGUACCUAAAGAGAAACCAUCAGUAGAUGAGGUACAGGAAGUUAUGCUAAAACCUGUGAAGAAGGACGAAAAGGAAGUAAUUACAGAGAAACAGGGUGUAACUAUAAAAGAAGUAGGAGAAAACCAAAUAGGGGAAGAAAAAAAUUUGCAGGAGCUGAAAUCAGAAGAGUUGCCUAAGGAUGACACUCCUACCAAAAAACCCAGUGUACCUUGGAGAAAAAAGAAACCAGUGCCUAUGAAGGAGGCUCCACUUGAUGUGGAGGAAUUAACGGACACUGCUCCAGAAGUGUCUAAAGUUACCAUGACUCCUGGUAUGCCUAAACUUGCAGAUGCUCCAGAUAUUUUAAAGGAAGUUCUAGAUGAGAAACCAAUGCUACUUCCUGUAAGACUGAUUGAUGAACAAGAUGAGAUGAUGAAAGACUUAGUAUCUGUAGGUGAAAUUGCCUUGGCAAAACCCAAAGCUGUGCACCCUUCAGAUAAAGAGAAAUUACUGUCUGAGAGCGUGCAGGUGGAAGCUACUACAGAAACUCUUGAUUGGCACAAAGACAUUAAGGUGGAUACUUUUUCCAAAAAGAAAGUUCCUGAAGAAUCCCGACCCACAAUUCUUUCUGAUAGUACACCAUUAAGUGAAUUGGAAAUUGUGUCUCAGAAGCGGGUGACUGAUAGCGUGUUGAAGAUUCCAGAGGAACCCAUUCAAGACGUGGAAAAUCUUGAUGUUCAUCACACAGUCAGUCAGACAGUGGUACAAAAGACAGUCACAGAAGCCACUAAAAGUAUUUCAAAAGCUGUACCCCCAAAAUUUGUUAGAAAAUUGACACCUGCCAUGGUGGAACCAAACAAGAAAGCAACAUUUAUUUGUGAAGUUGAAGGAAAGCCUUUCCCUGAAUUGACUUGGUUUGUUAAUGAAAAACCGUUGCCUUUGUCAAAUCGCAUACAGACGUCAGUUCGUGAAAAAGUUGUGACACUUGAAAUAAGGGAUGUAUUUAAAGAAGAUGUUGGUAUUUAUUCCUGCCGUGCUUCAAAUCCUGCUGGUGUGGCUACAUCUGCAGCAAAUUUGAUCAUUUUGGAGAAACCAGAAAUGGGCAGGGCUCCUCAUUUUACUGAGCAACUGAAACCACUGUCAGCUGCUCCUGGACGUCCUGCUGAGCUGAAAUGUGUUGUUGUUGGUGAGCCUACACCUGAAGUAGUUUGGUUACGUGAUGGUCAGAAAGUGUUCUCUGGACCUGGCCAGGAAAUGUACUACAAUCCUGAAUCUGGAACUGCGAGUUUGAUUAUCAGUGAACCAACGGAACAUGAUGAAGCAGUGUACAGUGUACAAGCCAUUAACAAAUUUGGCCGAGCAGAAUGCCGAGCAAAUCUUGUACUUGGUAAACCAAUAGAAGCAAGACAGCCACAGUUUAUGAGGGCACCAUAUAUAACACGUCCCUUACAAGCCAUUGCUGCAGUAAAAGAUGAGCCUGUGGAGCUGAUGGCAGCAUUUGAAGGAGAACCUGUACCAGAAGCAAAGUGGUUUCGCAAUGGAAAGGAGGUGGUGGCUUCAGAGGGAAUUGAUAUUGUGAAAGAGACAAAACAUACUGUUUUACGUAUAGAAAAGAUAAACAAAACCAGUACUGGAAUGUAUGAAGUUCGUGCUAUAAAUCCAGUUGGAGAGGCCAAAACAUCUUGUUCUGUCACUAUCAGAGAAGAACAGCCUGAAAUGACUGAAGCAAGGCCACCAUCUUUCAUUAAGCCUCUACAGCCAAAGAUUGUAACUGUUGGAGAAGUUGUUAUUUUGGAGACUAUUGUAGAGUCAUACCCUACAUGUUCAUUCCAAUGGUUCCAUCUGUCUACUCCAGUGAAGUCAACAACAGAAACACGGAUUGUGACAGAAGCAAAUAAGUCAUUACUAGUUUUGCAAGAUGUUAAUGAACAACAGACAGGUAGUUAUACAUGUCGUGCAGAGAAUGUUGUUGGAUCAGUGACUUGCACAGCAACACUAUCUGUCAUACCUGAUGAGAAAUGGGAAGAUACUAUAGAGUUAGAGGCUCCACAUUUUGAACAGAAGUUAGUGCCAUUACGAGUCAUGGAUGGAGAACCAGUGCAACUCACUUGCAAGAUUGUUGGAAAACCAAUUCCAAAAGUUAUUUGGUAUCACAAAGGACUACCUUUGAAAGAAUCUAAGGGUGUUACAAUGUACCAAGACUCAGAAGGUGUAUGUAAAUUAGCAAUUUCAGAGGUUUUUCCAGAGGAUGCUGGACAGUACACUUGCCAGGCUAUCAACAAAGCAGGAGAAGCUGUUUGUGCUGCAUCACUUGUUGUUGAAGCUUAUGAAUACGUACCUGACUCUGAGAUUGCAACAACUGGAGUAUCUCUUGUUACAGGACAGAGUGGUUCAGAAGAAGAUCUUUUAGUAGAAAAGGAGACAAUCUCUGAAGUUUCUGAAAUGACAGAAUUGCAACAUGGGGAAGUGGGAAAAGCACCUCGGUUUGUUACUUACUUGCCAGAAACUGUGACCUCACGUGAUGGUGAACUUAUAAGACUGGAGGUCAAAGCAGAGGGAAUACCAAGACCAAAGAUUAGAUGGUACAAGCAAGGAAUAGAACUUACCCCUUCGAAGGAUUUUGAUGUUGAAGAUUUUGAGGAAGGUACUUCGGUCCUCACUAUACCAGAAGUUUUCCCUGACGAUGCGGGUGAGAUUCUAUGCGAAGCUCAGAAUGAUUUUGGCAUUGACACAACAGUUACUGAACUUGUUGUUGAAGGUAUUCUAGGUACAAAGGAAUAUCGAAAACCUGAAUGGGUGACACAGAUGGAACAACUAAAGGAGAAACUGAUGGGUAAUGGCCGUUCGGCCACUUUGCCUGUGCAUGAUGCUGUUGUACCGACUUGCAUGCCAAGCCUCACAAAUGCUAUGGAGUGUUCUGCUGCAGCAUCCCAUUCCCCUAAUCCACCUGGCUUUGCUCAUUUAGUCAUAUCCGACUACCUGAGUUCUCACCGACAUUCUAUCUCGGCAGCUAUAGAAGCGUUGAGUGCAGGUGGCGGAGCAGGAGCAGCACUGCUCGCAUCGCCACCACUACACCUGACUGAACGACAAGAGAAAGAGGUUGUGGUGGUGGCAGCAGCAGCACUACAACAUGUGCCCGAUAGGAACAAUGAAACUGAACUGAAAAGGGCGUCGCGUAACCUGUCGGCAUCUUGUGAGGCACUGUUUCCUACUCCGAGUAACAGUGUCAUCCAUCUACUUUCCUGCAGUUGCAUACAGCAGACAGCCAGGAGGAAUUGCAAGAAUUUCUGUUGCUUGAAAGUAGGUGCUGUGGAGAGACAGAGGAAUGCCGUGGGCUUGCCUCUGCUUUCUCUGACAGUGAUGACAAUGAGCAUGGCUCUGCCAAAAUCGUGGCAGAGCACUGCUAGCAGGAAAAUUCUUGCAGAAGUUCAAAUAAACCCAACAAUAAUAUCACCUCUAGUCAUAGCUACCCAGAGUGCACCAACAUUUGUACAGGAAAUUAGGGACAACAGGGCUAAGGAAAUGGAAACAGUAACAUUUGAAUGUCAGUUCUCAGGGACUCCACUGCCUGAUAUAACCUGGUAUAAGAAUGGCAAAAUUCUUCGUAAUACAAGGAAUAUUCAAAUUAGAAUUAGAAACAACAAAACUACUUGUCAAAUACUAAAAGUAACCCCAGAAGAUGAAGGAACCUACAUCUGCAAAGCAGCUAGCGAAGUUGGAGUAGCUGAAACAAAAGCAGAAUUGUUUGUACAAGAAUUGACUCUUGAGGAGCGCCAAAAACUGGAAGUUAAGAAAGGCACAGAGCAGCAUGCAAAGAUAAAGCUGGAGAGAGUAAAAACACAGAAGAAGCCAAAAACAGAAGAAACUGUUGUCGACACAGUUUUUGAGACAGAGAGGAAAAGGGAAAUUGUGGACAUCCAUGAGACACAUGUUCUGGAAUCCACUGCACAGUUUGCAGAGAAAACAAAAAAGGUCACUGCACAGAAAGUCUUUUCAGUUCAAGAUUCAGUUGAGAUAUCUGCAAUUGCAUCAUGUAAAAAAGUUGAUGACACAAGUGAAAAACCCAUUCUGACAGAAGAAAAGGCAAAAGAAAUUGUUCCAGUUCAAGAAAGUGUUACAGUUUCUGAAGUGGAUGUUAAAGAUGAUGUGAAAUAUCUUAAGACACAGAAGACCAAAGUGACAGCUGAUACAAAAGUAAAUAUACAGGAGUCAGUAUCCAUUUCACAACUGAAAAGUGAAGAUAUGGUGAAAGAAUUUGAAGUAAAGCCCUUAGAGGAGCAGGCAGAUAGGAAGGUCAGUGUCCAAGAAUCUGUUAGUGUGUCUGAAGUUAUUACAGAAGACAGAGUCAUAGAUCUGAAAGAAACAAAACCAAAAGAAGAAGAAGCUGUGUUGAUGAAGCCUAUACAAGAGAGUUUCCUAGUAACUGAAACUCUGUCAGAGACUACUAUAACUGAAAUGAAAGAUGCAAAAACCAUGGAGAGUGCAGAAUACAAAGUGCCCAUUUUAGAACCCAUGGUUGUAUCUGAAAUACAGACUGAAACUACAGUUGAAGAAGUCAAAGACAAAAAACCCAAAAGUUAUCAAGCCAAGCCUGAUAAGAGUCCUGUACAGCAAGAAGUAGCAGAAAUUACUGAGGUUAAAGUAGAAAGGGCACCAGAGUUACAAAAGAAGAAAGAGCAAGUAUUGGUUGAAAAGGAAAAGAAGGAAGCUGAGGAAGUAGUGACAGAGAAAAAGGAAACAGAUAUUGUGACGAAGAAGAAGACUGCUGUCAAAAAGAAAGAUCUCGAGGAAGAAGAAGAAAUUUUUGUCCAGCGUGCAUUGAAGACUAUGCAAAAGCUAGAAAGAUGGGAACGUGUGAAACAGGCACAGGAAGUAGAGGAGUUGCUACAUUUGAUUCCUGUUCAAGAAUUUGGACCAGAAAGUGAAAAACCUUUACGUGAACUGGCACGUGUUGGCUGGUUGCUACGGCGAGGGUUAAAUGUGCAAGAAGUAACGGCACUUCAUCGUGCUGGACACUUCCAGGAACUUCGCACACCAUUGGCUCAGUCUGCUCUCGUUUCUUUAGUGGAACGUCAAGGGCACGGAGUUCUGGUUUCACAAGCUCUUGCAGAGGAGGAUGAAGUCCAAGGGCCAGAAACAGCUGGCUUCCGUGCAUUUCUUCGCAUGAUUGAACUGGAAUAUGCCACUGUUGAACAAGCUGUUACUCUUUUCGCUCCUGAAGAUUUCCGCCCAGACUCGUGGGAAGUCCAAGAAGCUACAGAGGUUGUGGAGAAGACACAUAUAACACAACAGGCAGAAACUAUAAAACAAGCUGAAGUUCGUAUUGCUGAUGAGAAGAAAGUGACUAAGAAGAAGAAGACAAAGACUGAAGUUGAAAAAGAAGAAACUCUUGAAGAGAUAGACCAUGAACGGCGCACAGCAUCCAGGACUGCUGCAGAAAAACCACAACCUCAUGAACGACUAAUACCUAUAGAGGUGGAAAGGGAUGAGGGGGUACUGAUUACAGAAUUACCUACUGACCACCAAAUUACAAUAACUGAGCCCUCUCUUGCUAUUGUUACUCAACCAGCUGAAGAACUCGGUGUGCAGAAGACAAGAGCUGAAGAAGAAGAUAAAAAGUUUGAGGAGGAUGAAGAACUAAUUAUAAUUGAAGAAAGAAAGGGGGAGGGUAUCAGAAGCCAGCGGAGAAAGAAGGUCAUCAGACAGAAAUCCGAGGAAGAGGUUGAGGUGGAAAUACAGGUGGUAGGUGGCGAGAAAAGAAAGGUGAAGAAAAUAAUAAAAGCUACUCAACCAGACACAUCUGAAGAAAUGAUUGAUGAGGAAUAUUUGCAGGAAAUAAAACCAUUUGAGAAAGCUGUGCAGAAAGCUUUGCCCCUUUUAAGUACAAAACAAGUGUCAGAGACUGUACCGUCUGUGCAUAUUACGGAACUACAGACAGGAGUUGAGGAUCGUGGUGAGCAUGUAAAAGUGAACAUGUUGACUCUAAGUGCAGUAUCUGGAGAACAAGUGCUUGUGGAAGAACAUGAAGUUCCCACAAAAUCAGCAAAAUUUGAGGGUAUAAAAGCAUCUCAGCGAUUUGACACAAUUGAACCUUAUACUGUUACGGAAGCAGAUGUGCAUACUCGUGCACGAGAAUUCUCUGAUGUGUUCCAGCCACAGUCAUUUGAGGCUAGUGUAGCUAUUAUUCCACGAGAAGGUGUAGUUGUAAGUGAGAUGACUGUGCGUGCUGGAACUGGUGAGUUGGUGGAAUUGGCUGAAGGACAACAGAAGCAGGCAACCAUUGGUUUAACACUGCAAGAAGCAACCAGUGUAAGUGAGACUGAAAUUUCAGUAAAAGAAGGUGACUUCACAGAUCUCAGAAAACCUCAACAGAGGCAAGCAGAACAUAUUUUCUUACCAAAUGAAGGAAUAUCCGUAUUAGAAGUAACAGAGGGUACUUCUGAGAAUGUUCUUCAGAUUACCUCAAAGCCACUUCCUGUGAAACCUCGUGUUCAGGUACCAUCUGCAGAACCAUUGCUGGUUAGUGAGGUGUUUCCUGAGAUGAAACCAGGAAAAUAUCUGCCAGAAUCAUUUGUAGCAACAGAAAUGGCAAGUAAAAGUGUAGUGGCUCAACAUGGAAUCUCAGCUCUAGAAAUGCAUGCACCAGAGAAGGAAGGUGAGUAUGUGUCAGAUCGUCUCCCGCCAUCACAGAUAGCUGGAUCAGAAAUUACUCCAGGAGAGGCAUUACAGGUUUCACAGUCAGAUGUGCAGGAAGCUGAAGCCCCAUUGGCUGCAAAACAACAGCCAGAGACUGCCACAGCAGAAGAAGAUGUUACUCUUAUGCGAGGUAUUACUGUAAGCACUGUGGAAGCACAGCUGCAAGAGAAGGCCUUCAGGAGUGAUGAGCAUGAUGCCAAAAAAGCAGGUGUCUUGUUUAUGGAGAACGAAUCUAUACAGGCAGCAUUCAUGACAGCAGUAGAAAGAGAGGCAGAACUUGCUCCAGAGGAGAAACCAGCUGAAAAAACUGCAGAACCUGUUCUCUCUUGUUUGGAAGCUGCUGAUGUAUCUGAAUCUCUUGUGCAGGAAGUGGAAGGUGAGCUUCUUGCAGACAAGUCACCACUAAAAGUUCACGCUGAAGCUAGUGUCAGGCCGGAAGAACCACUUUCCAUAUUGGAGGUUUGCGCAGGACACGCAUCUGCUGAGCUGUCAGAGAGCUUAAGAUAUCGCACUGAUGAAGCAGUGUCUGUAUUUGAAACAACAGAAGCUAAGCAAGUAUCAGUGAUACUUGCACAAGAAAAAGAAAGUAUGCUACCUGACCUUCAGAAACCUCUACCAGCUCAGGGUGAAAAAUCAUUUUCACCACAGACAGGUCUAACUGUUGUGCAGACAGUGGCAGAGGAGUCAGAAGGAAUAUUUUUGGCAGCUGAACUGCCAGAAAGUCAUAGAGUGAAGACAUCACCAACUCAGCCUUUUCAGUCAAUUGUUAUUGAAGAAACUCUUGCACAAGGACAUGCAGGUCAUAUAGAAAGGGAUACACCAGCAUUAGGUAUUGCUAAAGCUGACAGAGAACUCCUUCGAGAGAUGAUUAUAGAGGAGGCUAUUACAGGUGAAGGUCUGCAGUCGUACAAGGAAGCAAUGAAACCAGAUAGUAAACAAGCAGGCAUUACAGUUCUACAAGAAGAGAGCUUAACUGUUACUGAGGUGGUUACAGAAGACAAAGAAGCUGGGUAUACAAAGCCCACAAUGCCAACUGAAUGCUUUGCUCUUCCAGAAAUAAAAGGCCAAAAGGUGGCAAUCAAGACAGAAGUGAGACCAGAUAUCUCUGCUGUACCAUUAUCUAGUGAAUAUCCAACAAGAGAAACUGCUAAACCUGAUCAGAUUCCACUUGAAAGCCUUCUUGUGACACUUGCACAAAUGGUUGAGAAAGAAGGUGAGUUGUCCAAAGAUAUAAAGCCAGAUAUAAAGAGUGCAACAGUUGAUUUAACAGAGAGACAUUCAGAGAUUAGUGUGACACAAGUAGUGGCACAUGAUAAAGAAAAAGAAUAUGUUACAGAACAGUCUCCUAAACAAAUGACAGCCACAGCCAGUGUACCAGUUCAUGAAGUGGCUAUUAAGUCAGAGACAUUGCCAGAGUUAAAUGUUGGUGAUCUUCCUGAGAGAGAACAUGUCACAGGUAGAGCAAAGCCUGAUAAUGAACCACUGCAAGAACUUAUAAUCACAGAAACAGCUAUUACUGAAGUUGAGAGACAACUUAAAGAAGGUGUGAAGCCGGAGAAAAGGACUGCAGAUGUAGCCAUUGAUGUAGGUGAAGGAAUAUCAAUUACAGAAAUUGUCGCUGACCAUAAAGAGGCUAUCCUUGAAUCUCUAGAAAUGCCAAAACAGAGGCAGGCCACUCUCAAUAUCCGUAGCCAAGAAGUUGCUCAGAAGGAGGAAGUGGUGAUGGAUUAUGUCACUGGUGAAUGGAAGAGGCAGUCACCAGUUAAGGAAAGUGCUCACCCAGAACAGGAUGCACUGGAAUGUGCUGUGUUACUACAGCCACAUAUUGGUGAAAGGGAAGGUCUUUAUAGUGCAGAUAUUAAGCCAGAUGAAAAAACAGCUAACAUUACCUUUGAAGAAGGUCAGAUACUAAGUGUCACAGAAGUUUUGCCUGAUGACAAAGAAAAACCACUUGAAAUUCCGGAAGCUCCAAACAGAUAUAAAGCAACAGCAGACUUCCGAACUCAAGAAGUUGCAGUGAAGUCUGAAAUAAUAGCUGGGUUAAAUGUCACAGAAAUAACACAUGUAGAGCCAUCAACAGCAGAAGCCACUAAAGACCAGGUUCCAUAUCAGAGUUUUAUUCUUUGUGAGACUCUGACAGGAGAAAAGGAAUCUGAGUAUCAGCCAUUAAUUAUGCCUGAUUCCAAAGUAGCAGAUACUGUUAUCUUGGAAGAAGAGGGACUUACUGUAAAUCAGGUAACUACUGGAGAUGUGGAGACAACAUUUUCUUCACCAGAGAAGCCAGAAGGAAAGAAAGCAUUUCCAUCUGUAAUAGGGCAAGAAAUUGCUGAGAAAACAGCGGUUUGGAUUGAAAGUAGUGUGGGUAAGUUACCAUACGAAGAGCCCCAGUGUGUACAAGCUUUAGCGGAACAAUUGCCACAUCAUAGUUUGAUUCAGUCAGAAAUGGCUCCUGUGGAAUGUGAAGGUGUAUACUCAGUGGGCGUACAGCCAGAUAGUAAGAGUGCAGAGGUUGUAAUUGAUGAAGCAAAAAUGUUAGCCAUUACGGAAGUCAUCACACAAGACAAGGAAGGGCAUUAUGAAGCUCCCAUCAAACCAGAUGGCAAGUUUGCAAAACCUGGUGUAUUGGGACAGGAAGUAGCUCAGAAGAUAGAGGUAGUGACAGAAUCAAGAACUGGUGAAAUACUUUUAGAGACUCCAGUCAAAGUACAAGCCACAUCUGAACAAUUGACAUUUGAGAGUCUACAGCAGGCAGAAGCAACUGUGCAAGAACGAGAAGGAGAAUUUAAAGAGAAACUGAAAUACGAUAUGCUACAUGCAAAUCUGGAAUUUGAACAGGGUAAGAGUUUGACCAUUACUGAAAUAUUGGCACAAGAUAGAGAAGAAAUAAUUGCAACUGUGGAAAAGCCAAAGGAAAGAAAGGCAAGGACAGAUAUCAGUGGCAAAGAAGUGGCAGAAAAGACUGAAAUUGUACCUGAAUUUGGAAUGGGGAAACUAGAGGAAGAAAAAACUUCACCGGCUCAAGCAAAGAAGGCUCAUUUGCCCUUCGAAAGUGUUAUUAAAAUGGAAGUAAGCAUAAGAGAGUGUGAGGAACCCUUGAAGGGUGAUAUUAAGCCCAUAGCCAAACUUGCUGAAAUUGUAUUUGAAGAAGGUCAGCCACUACAAGUUACUUCAAUGGUGACAGGAGACAGAGAAAGUGAAUAUGUAACUCCUGAAAAGCCAAGUGGCAAAGUGGCUCAUUCAGAAGUUCUCACUCAUGAAGUUGCAGAGAAAUCUGAAAUAGUUCCAGGUUUGAAUAUCAGGGAACUGGUUCAGGAGGAACCUCUCAAAGUAAAAGCAAACACUGAACAGGCACCAUUUGAAAGUGUAAUGCAGAUACAAGCUCUUAUUCAAGAAAGUGAAGGGACAUUUGAAAAGGGUGAACUUCCUGCUUUUAGAAAGGCAGGAUUAAAUUUUGAAGCAGAACAAUCUCUCACUAUUUCAGAGGUCACACUUGGCGAUAAGGAACUUCUUUAUACUGCACCUCAAUUACCCAAAGAAAGACAAGCACAGCCAGACAUAACCGAAAGCCAGGAGGUGGCAGAACAAAGUCAGGUGCUCACAGAAAUAGCGGUUGGUCAAAUUGAAGCAAUAGUCCCAGUGUCAGAAACAGCUAAACUGGGACAUGACGUUCUUCAAAGUGUUAUGGUCUAUGAGAGUCAAACUCAUGAAAAUGAAUCUGAGUUUGUCAAAAAACAAUUACCAGUGACAAAAAAGGCUGAUGUCUUCAUAGAAAAGGGAAGGAAGGCACAAACUGUUACAGAAGUAAUUGCAGAUCUCAAGGAGGGAACUGUGAAAGAACUAGAGAUACCAACAGGAAAGAAAGCACGCCCUGAUAUUCUUGGCCAUGAGAUAGCAGAAAAGGCUGAAGUUGUAACACAUCUUUCUGUUGGUGAUGUCAUGGAACACAAAGUUCAUAGGACUUUUGCAUCAUUGGAACAAGUUCCAUUUGAGGGCAUUGUUCAAUCUGAAGCUGUAGUCCGUGAGAAAGAAAAUACCUUUAUCUCUGAUUUAAAAAUGGUCACUGCAAGUGCAGAGACAAUGUUUGAGGAAGGUAAAAGUGUCACUAUCUGCCAAGUUAUACCAGAAGACAAGGAGGAUGAUUUUGUGGCAGCACAAAAGCCCAAAACUCGAAUAGCUCAACCAGAAAUAGAGGCCCAUGAAAUAGCUGAAAAAUCUGAGGUUAUACCAGAAACAGGAGUUUCAGAACUUUCAUUUCAGGUCCCAAAACAUGCACAAGCUAAACCAGAGUCAUUAUUAUUUGAAGGCCUGGUUCAGUCAGAAGUUGCUGUCCGAGAAAGUGAGAUAGAUUUUGAUGGCAAAUUAAAAUUAGAUAAGAGGACUGUAGAUGUUUCAUUUGAGGAAGGCAGUAGUGUCACAAUAAUGGAGGUUAUUCCAGAUGACAAAGAAGCCCAGUAUUUGUCUCCUAUGGCACCUGAAUCUAAAGUAGCUCUACCACACAUAUCUGGGCAUCAGAUAGCAGAGAAAUCAGAGGUAUUACCAGAACUUAGCCUUGGACCUGUUGAUGUGAGACCUACACAGAAAAUACAGGCUGAUGUUCAACAGAUUCCAUUUGAAGGUAUUGUUCAGUCUGAAGCAAUUAUCCGUGAGAAGGAAGACGUCUUUAAAUCAAGUGUGAAGAAAGUGUCGGCCACUGCAGAGAGAAAAUUUGAGGAGGGCAGAAGUGUUACUGUAAGCCAAAUCAUAGCAGAAGACAAGGAAGGCGACUAUGUAAUUACUGAGAAACCCAAAGCCCAAAUGGCUGAACCAGAUGUCCAAGUGCAGCAAGUUGCAGAGAAAACUGAGGUAAUUACAGAAGUAGCAGCAUCUGACCUCUCGGUUGAAAAACCUAAGAAGGCACAAGCUAAAUCUGAAUCCUUCUUGUUUGAAAGCUUAGUUCAGUCAGAAAUUACUGUUCGUGAAAGUGAAAUUGAAUUUACUAGUCAAUUUAAAGAAGAUAAGAAGAAAGUGGAUGUAUCAUUUGAAGAAGGUAGAGGUGUGACAAUAACAGAAGUAGUUCCAGAUGACAGAGAAUCUCAGUACAUCUCUCCUACAGCACCAGAGAGUAAAGUAGCCUUACCAAACAUAUCUGGACAUGAGAUAGCAGAGAAAUCGGAGGUAUUAGCAGAACUUAGCCUUGGACCUGUUGAUGUGAAACCUACACAGAAAAUACAGGCUGAUGUUCAGCAGAUUCCAUUUGAAAGUAUUGUACAGUCUGAAGCAAUUAUCCGUGAGAAGGAAGACGUCUUUAAGUCAAGUGUAAAGAAAGUGUCUGCCACCGCAGAGAGGAAAUUUGAGGAAGGCAGGAGUGUUACUGUAAGUGAAAUCAUAGCAGAAGACAAGGAAGGUGACUAUGUUAUCACUGAGAAACCCAAAGCCCAAAUGGCUGAACCAGACAUCCAAGUACAGCAAGUCGCUGAAAAAACUGAAGUGCUUACAGAAGUGGCAGCGUCUGAGCUCUCAGUUGAGAAACCUAAGAAGGCACAAGCUAAAUCUGAAUCCUUCUUGUUUGAAAGCUUAGUUCAGUCAGAAAUUACUGUUCGUGAAAGUGAAAUUGAAUUUACUAGUCAAUUUAAAGAAGAUAAGAAGAAAGUGGAUGUAUCAUUUGAAGAAGGUAGAGGUGUGACAAUAACAGAAGUAGUUCCAGAUGACAGAGAAUCUCAGUACAUCUCUCCUACAGCGCCAGAGAGUAAAGUAGCCCUACCAAACAUAUCUGGACAUGAGAUAGCAGAGAAAUCAGAGGUAUUAACAGAACUUAGCCUUGGACCUGUUGAUGUGAAACCUACACAGAAAAUACAGGCUGAUGUUCAGCAGAUUCCAUUUGAAGGUAUUGUUCAGUCUGAAGCAAUUAUCCGUGAGAAGGAAGACAUCUUUAAGUCAAGUAUAAAGAAAGUGUCUGCCACUGCAGAGAGGAAAUUUGAGGAAGGCAGGAGUGUUACUGUAAGUGAAAUUAUAGCAGAAGACAAGGAAAGUGACUAUGUAAUUACUGAAAAACCCAAAGCCCAAAUGGCUGCACCAGAUGUCCAAGUACAACAAGUUGCAGAAAAAACUGAAGUCAUUACAGAAAUAGCAACUUCUGACCUUUCUGUCGAAAAACCUAUGAAGGCUCAAGUUAAAUCCAAAUCCAUCUUGUUUGAAAGCUUAGUUCAGUCGGAAGUUACUGUUCGUGAAAGUGAAAUUGAAUUUAGUAGCCAAUUUAAAGAAGACAGGAAGAAUGUGGAUGUGUCAUUUGAAGAAGGCAGAGGUGUGACAAUAACAGAAGUAGUUCCAGAUGACAGAGAAUCUCAGUACAUCUCUCCUACAGCACCAGAGAGUAAAGUAGCCCUACCAAACAUAUCUGGACAUGAGAUAGCAGAGAAAUCAGAGGUAUUAACAGAACUUAGCCUUGGUCCUGUUGAUGUGAGCCCUGCACAGAAAAUACAGGCUAAUGUUCAACAAAUUCCAUUUGAAGGUAUUGUUCAGUCUGAAGCAAUUAUCCGGGAGAAGGAAGAAAUCUUUAAGUCAGGCAUGAAGAAAGUGUCUGCCACUGCAGAGAGAAAAUUUGAAGAAGGCAGAUGUGUUACUGUAAGUGAAAUCAUAGCAGAAGACAAGGAAGGCGACUACGUAAUUACUGAAAAACCCAAAGCCCAAAUGGCCGAACCAGACGUCCAAGUGCAGCAAGUUGCAGAGAAAACUGAGGUAAUUACAGAAGUAGCAGCAUCUGACCUCUCGGUUGAAAAACCUAAGAAGGCACAAGCUAAAUCUGAGUCCUUCUUGUUUGAAAGCUUAGUUCAGUCAGAAAUUACUGUUCGUGAAAGUGAAAUUGAAUUUACUAGUCAAUUUAAAGAAGAUAAGAAGAAUGUGGAUGUAUCAUUUGAAGAAGGGAGAGGUGUGACAAUAACAGAAGUAGUUCCAGAUGACAGAGAAUCUCAGUACAUCUCUCCUACAGCGCCAGAGAGUAAAGUAGCCCUACCAAACAUAUCUGGACAUGAGAUAGCAGAGAAAUCAGAGGUAUUAACAGAACUUAGCCUUGGACCUGUUGAUGUGAGACCUACACAGAAAAUACAGGCUGAUGUUCAGCAGAUUCCUUUUGAAGGUAUUGUUCAGUCUGAAGCAAUUAUCCGUGAGAAGGAAGACGUCUUUAAGUCAAGUAUAAAGAAAGUGUCUGCCACUGCAGAGAGGAAAUUUGAGGAAGGCAGGAGUGUUACUGUAAGUGAAAUCAUAGCAGAAGACAAGGAAAGUGACUAUGUAAUCAUGGAAAAACCUAAACCCCAGGUAGCUGAAGCUGAAGUUGGAGUGCAACAAGUUGCUGAGAAAUCUGAAGUAUUUACGGAAGUGGCAGCGUCUGAUCUCUCAGUUGAAAAACCAAAGCAUGUACAAGCUACAGCUGAACAAUUGUUGUUUGAAAGCUUAGUUCAGUCAGAAAUUACCAUCCGUGAAAGUGAAUCUGAUUUUGUGAGUCAGCUCAGAGAAGACAAGAAGAGAGUCAAAGUAUUGUUUGAAGAAGGGCAAGGUGUGGCAAUAACAGAAGUAGUGCCAGAUGACAAGGAGUCUCAGUAUAUCACUCCUGGGGCACCAGAGACUAAAGUUGCUCUGCCAAAUGUGUCUGGGCAGGAGGUUGCACAGAAAUCACAGGUGUUUCCUGAGAUGUCUCUUGGUGAAGUAAAAGUGAAGGCCCCCCAAGAACUUCAAAUCACCAUUGAUCAAGUUCCCUUUGAAAGUAUAAUACAGUCAGAAGCUUUAGUGAGUGAAAGAGAGGAGCAUUUCCAGUCUGAUUCUAAAAUGAUAUCAGCAAGUGCAAAGAGUGUGUUUAUUGAAGGUAAGAGCAUAACUGUGUCUCAGGUAGUUCCUGAGGAUAAGGAAAUUGUGUGUGUUGUAGAAGACAGACCUAAGGAACAGAAGGCUGUAGUAGAUAUUCGUGGUCAAGAAAUAGCUGAGAAGUCUGAAGUUGUAGCUGGUACAGGAAUACGUGAGUUUUCUGUGGGUUUGCCUAAACUUGUACAAGCUCAGCCAGAAGCUAUUCUUCAUGAAGGACUAGUACAAACAGAGGCUGCUGUUCAAGAAAAUGAACAGACAUUUGAGGGGAAAUUUGUACCUGAUUCUAGAAGUGCAGGUAUGACAUUUGAAGAAGAAAGAGGUGUUACUAUUACUGAAGUCAUUCCUGAACAUAAGGAAGAAAUAUAUACUGCACCCGAUUUUCCUGAAACCAAACUUGCCCUGCCAGAUGUAACGCCAACAGAAGUAGCACAGAAGCUUGAGAUUUGUGCAGAUAUUUCUCUAGGAGGAAUUGAUGUCAGACCAGUGCAGAAACUUCAGGUGAGCCCAAGGCAACUUCCUUUUGAAAGUUUGAUGCAAUCAGAACCAAUUAUUCGUGAAAAGGAAGGAGAAUUUGCUUCUGGUGUAACUGCUGUUACAGUAACUGCAGAGAGGAGUUUUGAAGAAGAGAGAAGUUUAACAAUUAGUCAAAUUAUCACAAGUGAUAGAGAAGUGGAUUAUACGGUAGAACAGCAGCCAAAGCAACUUAUAGCUGAGGCAUCUGUGUAUGGUACUGAAGUGGCACAGAAAUCUGAAGUCAUGACACAUGUUAGCGUAAAUGAAUUUGAUGUAACUAUCCCAAAAACUGCACAAGCUCAACCACAUUCUGUACCUUUUGAAGGAAUUUUACAAACAGAGGCUAUAGUACGAGAAAAGGAACAAGACUUUGUAGGAUUAGAACACCUGAAGGAAAGCAGCAGGUGUGCAGACAUUGCAUUUGAAGAAGGAAGUGGAAUUACCAUUACAGAAAUUUUUGAGCAACAUAAAGAAGGCCAAUAUGUAACACCUACUCUUCCAGAUUUCAAGUCAAUAAAGCCAAAUAUUGAUACAAAAGAGGUAGCUGAAAAAUCUGAAGUUUUCACUGAAACAUGUGUUGGGGAAGUUGAAGUGAAACCAGUCAAGAAACUAAAAAUUAGUUUUGACCAAACACCAUUUGAAAGCAUUAUUCAGUCACAGGCAAUUGUUAGUGAAAAAGAAGGAGAAUUCCAUGCUGAUGUGAAAAAAGUAAUGGUAAGUGCAGAAAAAGGCUUCGAAGAGGGCAGAAGUGUUACUAUCACAGAAGUUGUUACUGAAGAUAAGGAAGCCGACUAUGUAGCUACAAAACUGCCAAAACCUCAAACUGCACAAACAGAAAUUCGUGGACAGGAGAUUGCUGAGAAAUCUGAAAUUGUCACUCAGUUUGGUACAGCUGAGUUGCAUACAGAUGUACCAACCACUGCACAGGCCUUCCCAGAAUCACUUCCUCUUCAGAGUCUUAUCCAGACUGAAGCAGUUGUUCAGGACAAAGAAAGUGACUUUGUGGAUCAAUCUAGACCAGAUUCCAAGAGUGCAGCUAUAGUAUUUGAGGAAGGACAGGUUGCAUCAGUAACACAGGUGGUUCCGGAAGAUAAAGAAAGCGAAUAUUUUGCUCCAGAGGUAAUUGAAACAAAAACUGCACAACCCAACAUCUCAGGUAAAGAAGUGGCUCAGAAGUCUGAAGUAUUGACAGAAUUAUGUCUGGGAGAAGUUGAAAUUAAAUCUGCACAGCAAGUACAGAGUAAAGUGGAACAAAUUACAUUUGAAAGUAUCAUGCAGUCAGAAGCAUUAGUUCAAGAAAAGGAACAAGAACAGGACUUGCGUCUAGAUAUAAGAUCAUCUCUGAAGAGAGCUGAGACAAGCUUCACUGAAGGAAAGAGCAUUACUGUCACACAAAUAAUUCUGGAAGAUAAGGAAGAAGACUAUUCAAUUGGAAAAACGCCAGAAGAGCAUGCUGUUGUACCUGAAAUUGAAAGUAGAGAAAUUGCAGAGAAAUCUGUAACUCUUAGCGAAAUGAGUGUUGGAGAACUCUCCAUAGAAAAGCCCAAAUUGCUUAAGCUUCAGCCAGAUUCCAUACCUUGUGAAGGACUGUUACAAACAGAAGCUAUUGUACAGGAAAAAGAAAGAGACUUUAUUGGACACCUGAAACUAGACUCAAGGAAUGCAGAUGUUGCCUUUGAGGAAGGAAGAGGAAUUUCAGUAACAGAAGUUGUUUCAGAAGAUAAGGAAAGCCAAUACAUUGUUCCUGAAGCACCACUGAGUAAAGCAACACUUUCUGAUAUAUCAAGAAAAGAAGUUUUACAUACAUCAGAAGUAAUUCCUGACACUUGUCUUGCAGAUUUCAAAGCACAUCCUGCUCAGGAAAUGCAUGUUACAGUGGAACAAAUUCCAUAUGAAAGUUUGAUACAGACACAAACUGAAAUUCAGGAAAGUGAAGUAGAAUUUAGAAGAUCUACUCAAAUAACAGAAAAAAACGCUAAACCAAAGUUUGAAGAAAGAAGAAGUCUAAGUGUCCUUCAAGUGACAACACAACAGAAGGAAGGAAACAUUGAGGUUUCUGAGUUUCCAAAAUUUCAACACGCACUGCCUGAUUUGAUAAGCCAAGAAUCUGUUCAGUUAAGUGAAGUAAUUCCUGGAGUUUCUGUGGGAGAUGUUAAGCAGGACGCUGACGUGAAAGAAAAGGCCAAAUACAGUCAGGAUCUCACUGAAGGUGUUAUUAUAUCUGAAGAACUUAUACAAGAAAAGGAACAUACUUUUGACAAGGUUUUCCAGCCUGAAACAAAAAGUGCAGAUAUUGAAUUUGAGGAACAGAGAGCUACAGCUGUAUCAGUUGUCAUAGCAGAAGAUAAAGAAGGUUUCUUUGUCUCUUCAGAAGCUCCAAAAACAGGUGUCGCCAGGCCAAAGAUACCAGUUAAAGAAGUAGCAGAGAAAGUAGAAAUUGUCACAGAACAGGACAUUGCUGAUCUAAUUAGUGAGAAACCCAUGGAAAUGCAUGCUAAGCCACAGCAGCAACCAAUAGAAACUAUAUUACAAACAGAAGUACUUGUUAGGGAAAGGGAAGGAAUGUUUUAUGGUGACUCCAAACCAGAUACUCAAAAUGUUGAAGUCACAUAUGAUGAUGGGAAGAAGGGUAUCAUGGUCACCCAAGUUAUUCCUGAAGAUAGAGAGGGUAUUUAUCAAGAAAAAGAUGUUCCAAAGAAGCAAACUGCUGUGCCGCAAGUACCAGAAAAAGAAGUUAUUCAACAGUUGGAAGUCAUUCCUGGCCACACAACAGAAGAAGCUUCCCUUCACAUAAUACCCACAAAAAGUAAAGCAACAACCGAACAGUUACCAUAUGAAAGUAUCAUUCAAAGUGAGACAUCCUUGCAAGAAAUGGAGGGGAUUUUCAAGCCCACACUUAAGCCAGAUAUAUCAAGUGCAGAGCUGAAAUUCCAAGAGGGGCAAAGCGUCAUGGUUACAGAAGUGAUAGUGCAAGAUAAAGAAGGUACAAAGGUUGUCACAAAAACUGUGAAAGAAGAGAUUGCUCACAAAGAUAUUGUAGAACAAGAGGCAGCUUUCAUGUCUGAAGUGCAUCCAGAGAAUGGAAUAGGUAGACUAGAUGUAGAUAUUCCCACCCCAAUUGUGGCAAAAGAGUCUGCUCCCCAGGCACAACACAGCAUAAUGGUCACCGAACUACAGAGCACUGGUGAGGUUGAAGCUAAGCUGCCAGACCUCAUCAAACCAUCACCAAAGAGAGUCAGCAUCUCCUUUGAAGAGGGAACCAAUGUCAUUGUAACAGAAGUGCAGCCAGAAGACAGAGAGGAGAGCCUGGACGACAAUACAUCAGCCUCUCAGACACGUCACAUCACUGCCACACAAGUGACCGACCAUAUGCCUGAGGUAAAAGUAAUUGAAACUACAACUGAGUUCCUUCAAGGUGAGUACACUAUAAAGAGUGCGGACAGAGAAUCUGCUGAUGAAGACACCGGGGAUGUAGACACAGUCCACAAACUUGAGACACCAGUUAUAGAGCUGAAAAGCUUACCAGACCAUGACAAGGAACAGGGCACUACUGAUGAAAUUGAAGUUAAGGAAAAGAUGGUGAAACCCAUGAUUAGAAAGAAGACGACGUUCCCAAUUGAGGACAGUAAACCUGCAACGGAAGACGACACAAGGGAAGAAACUGUGCCAAUAUUGGAAGAACUUGAGGAGGAAAAGGCAGAUAAGCAUACUGAGGAUGACAGGGAGGUUGAGAAGGUUGUUGAAGGAGCGAUGGAAGACACAAGAAAAGAGAAGAAAAUGAAACGUAUUAUCAAGAGGAAGAAGAUUACUCUGGUAGAAGGGGAGAAACCGUUAGGAGAGGAUAUAAAAGAGGAAACUGCACCACUACAUGAGAAGCCAGAAGAAGAGAAAGAAAAUGAAAUCUUGGAGAGCACCAUGAUGGUUGAGAAAGCUGAGGACAGAGAGAUGGAAGAAACAACUGAUGAGAAGAAAGUGAAACGUAUAGUGAGAAGAAAGAAGGCUACACCAAAUGAAGAGGAGAAACCAUCAACAGAAGGUGCAGAGGAGGAAACUGUGACAUUGUUUCAAAAGCCUAAAGAGGAGGAGAAGCCAGAUAUUGGUGAGGGAGAGAAGGAAGGAAUUACAGAAGACAUCAAACUGAAACACAUUAUCAGGAAGAAAAAAACUAAGCCAGCUAAAGAGAAGAAACUUUCUGAGGAACCUGUAGCACCAUGUGAUAAACCAGAAGAUGAGGAGCUAUAUGAAACUCCUGAAGGGGUCAUAACAGUUGAAAAAGCUGAGGAGGAAGAGACAGAAGAAACAUCGAAAGAGAAGAAAGUGAAACGCAUACUCAGAAGGAAAAAGAUUACACCAACUGAAGAGGAGAAACCUUCAGUGGAAGGUAUAAAGCAGGAAACUGCGUCACUGACAGAAAAGCCCAAAGAGGAGUCAGAAAUUUCUGAAGGCGAGGAGGAAGAAUUGACUGACCAGACAAAAAAGAAACGCAUUAUCAGGAAGAAAAAGACUAUGGUGCUUGAGAAGGAGAAACCUUCAGAUGAGAGUAAACAAGAAGAACCAUUGCCAGUACUGGAGAAGCCAGAGGAGCAAAAGGCAGAGGAAAUUCCUGAAACAGUCAAGGAGGCUGAAGAUGUGGAACAAGUGGAAGCAACAAAAGAAAAGAAGGUUAAGCGCAUAGUCAGGAAAAAGAAGGUGGUACCAGAAGAGGCAGAAAAACCUGUGGAGGAAGAAAUGAUUGAAGAUACCUUGCCAUUACCAGAGAAACCUGCUGAAGGAAAGGCAGAUACAGAAGAGCAAACUGACAGUGUGCCAGUAGCUAAAGAUGAGGUUCCUGCUGAAACUGUUGAUGAAACUGAACACAAAAAAGUGAAACGAAUAGUGAAAAAGAAAAAGAAAACUGUUCCAGAAGAAGAAAAGCCAAGUGGUGUGCAGGAAGAAGAAACUAUUAUGCCAUCCUUGGAAAAAUCUGAGGAAGAAGUGCCUGAAGAAAAGCCUGAUGUUGAAGAGGAUACUACAACAGUACCUGAGGACUCUAAGGGAAGGAGGGUAAAGAGAAUUGUAUCCAAAACAAAGAAAGGCAUUCCGAAGGAAGAGGAGAAACCAACAGAAGACGAGGCAGAAGAGGAUAUAGCUCCUAGAAAACCAACAGAAGACAAAUCUGUCAAGAAGAAGAAAGUCACUGGACUACAAAUGAUGAAAAUUGAGAGGAAAGAAAUUAAAGCUACUCAGCUGAAGGUGAUUGAUGUCAAAGAAGACAUUCCCCUAUUUGCACAGAUAAAAUUAAAGAAAGUGACACCUGUCAAGAAACGAGAAAUAAAGGGUGUGACAAUUCCCAAAGUCUUGCUUAAGAGUAACAUUAAAUUUAUCGAUUAUCCACCAGCUGAACAGAAGCCAAUCAUAACAAUUCUUGAGGUGCACUUUGACAAGGGUAUUCUGUCACGGAACUAUCAGGAAGCACUGAAAGUCCAGAAGAGAAAAGUAAAAAAAGUACGCAUCAAGGAUAAGGAAGCAACUGAGUUGGAGGAACCUGAGAAGUUCCCUGCAGAUGACACAGAAAAACCGGAACCUACAGAGAAAGUUGAUCAGCCGACAUGGCAGAGCUUGCCAAAGAAACCUACACCUGAACAACAAGAAACAAAGAAGCUUGAUAUUGGGAAAGGAAAAGUUCCAGAGCAGGAAACUCCUGUCCCAGAGGACAUCAAGUUGAAAAAGAUUCCUGAAAAACCAACACCUGGUGAAGAGGAGCAGAAGAUCAAGCCAUCGAAAAAAGAUGGGGAUGAACAAAAGAUGAAGAAGCCUAAGGAAUCUGAGAAAGAACCAUUGGCUCCUUUUGAGGGGAAGGACAUAGAAAAGCAUGAUACAGACUUAGAGCAAUAUGAGAGGAAGAGCCCAGAGAAAUCAGAUGAUGAGACUUCCAAACCUGAGGUGAAAAAGAGACCUAAGGCAAAGAAACCAAAACCAGAGCCAGAGACCAUUCAGAUUCCACUGGAGAAGGGAAUUCCUAAGAAACCGCAGCCAGAAGAUGACAAGGAGAUCAAGCUAAGGAAGAAAAUGGGUGAACCCACCCCAGAUGAACCCGAGGUGAUUACUCUCAAACCAUUCAGAAAAGAGAAACCAGAAGAUAAAUCAGAGCAGCCAGAGAAAGAGGAAGGGAAGCCCAAAGGAGUAGACAGACUCACAGAGGAGGAAGAGGUAGAGAAGGACCAACUGCCAGAGGGAAAAAGGAAGAAGAAAAUAGUGAAGAAGGUUCGGAAACCAGAGGCACCACAGGAAGAAGCAGAGAAGCCUGUAUCAGAUGUUCCUGAGGCUAAGACACAGGAAAUAGUUUCCCCCAAAGAAGACCAGCCUAGUGCAGUGACAGUUCCUGAAUCAGUGAGUGAGCCUUUAACAGCAGUAGACGAACAACCAAAUGUUUCUGAGGAAGAGAAGCCUGGCAAAUUGGCUGCAGAUGAAAUGCGAGAACAAGAAGUAGAAAAGGACCAACUGCCAGAGGGAAAAAGGAAGAAGAAAAUAUUGAAAAAGGUUCGGAAACCGGAGGCACCACAGGAACAAGCGGAGAAGCCUUCACCAGAUGUUCCUGAGGCUGAGACACAGGAAAUAGUUUCCCCCAAACAGGAGCAGCCUAGUGCAGUGACAGUUCCUGAAUCAGUAAGUGAGCCUUUAACUGCAGUAGACGAACAACCAAAGGUUUCUGAAAAAGAGAAGCCUGACAAAGUGGCUGCAGAUGACGUGCCAGAACAAAAGGUUGUCAGAAAGAAAGUGAAGGUACAGAAGGUGAAGCCAGAGAAAGAAGUGAAACCAGAAGAAGAGGUUCAAGAAGAAAAGAAAGAAGAGGUGGAAAAGCUGGAGGUUGUGGUGAAAGAGGUACCUGAGGAUGAGAAGGAACAUGGUACUACUGAAGAAAUGGAAGUUAAAGAGAAAAAGGUGAAACACAUAAUCAGAAAGAAGAAGACAACUCCAAGUGAAGAAGAGAAACCUUCAGAUGAGAGUAAAGGAGAAGAAUCAUUACCAGUAGUGGAGAAGCCAGAGGAGCAAAAGACAGAGGAAAUUCCAGAAACAGUCAAGGAGGCUGAAGAUGUGGAACAAGUUGAAGCAACAAAAGAAAAGAAGGUUAAGCGCAUAGUCAGGAAAAAGAAGGUUGUACCAGAAGAGGCAGAAAAACCUGUGGAGGAAGAAAUGAUUGAAGAUACCUUGCCAUUACCAGAGAAACCUGCUGAAGGAAAGGCAGAUACAGAAGAGAAAACUGACAGUGUGCCGGUAGCUAAAGAUGAGGUUCCUGAAACUGUUGGUGAAACUGAACACAAAAAAGUGAAACGAAUAGUGAAAAAGAAAAAGAAAACUGUUCCAGAAGAAGAUGAAAAGCCAGUUGGUGUGGAGAAAGAGGAAACUAUUAUGCCAUCUUUGGAAAAAUCUGAGGAAGAACUGCCCGAAGAAAAGCCUGAUGUUGAAGAGGAUACUACAACAGUACCUGAGGACUCUAAGGGAAGGAGGGUAAAGCGAAUUGUGUCCAAAACAAAGAAAGGCAUUCAGAAGGAAGAGGAGAAACCAACAGAAGGCAAGGUAGAAGAGGAUGUAGCUCCUAGAAAACCAACAGAUGACAAACCUGUCAAGAAGAAGAAAGUCACUGGACUACAAAUGAUGAAAAUUGAGAAGAAAGAAAUUAAAGCUACUCAGCUGAAGGUGAUUGAUGUCAAAGAAGACAUUCCCCUAUUUGCACAGAUAAAAUUAAAGAAAGUGACACCUGUCAAGAAACGAGAAAUAAAGGGUGUGACAAUUCCCAAAGUCUUGCUUAAGAGUAACAUUAAGUUCAUUGAUUAUCCACCAGCUGAACAGAAGCCAGUCAUAACAAUUCUUGAGGUGCACUUUGACAAGGGUAUUCUAUCACGGAACUAUCAGGAAGCUCUGAAAGUGCAAAAGAGGAAAGUAAAAAAGGUACGAAUCAAGGAUAAGGAAGCAACUGAGUUGGAGGAACCUGAGAAGUUCCCUGCAGAUGACACAGAAAAACCAGAACCUACAGAGAAAGUUGAUCAGCCAGCAUGGCAGAGCUUGCCAAAGAAACCUGCACCUGAGCAACAAGAAACACAGAAGCUUGAUAUUGGGAAAGGAAAAGUUCCAGAGCAGGAAACUCCUGUCCCAGAGGACAUCAAGUUGAAAAAGAUUCCUGAAAAACCAACACCUGGUGAAGAGGAGCAGAAGAUUAAGCCAUCGAAAAAAGAUGGGGAUGAACCACAGAUGAAGAAGCCUAAGGAAUCUGAGAAAGAACCAUUGGCGCCUUUUGAGGGGAAGGACAUAGAAAAGCAUGAUACAGACUUAGAGAAAUAUGAGAGGGAGAGCCCGGAGAAAUCAGAUGAAGAGACUUCCAAACCUGAGGUGAAAAAGAGACCUAAGGCAAAGAAACCAAAACCAGAGCCAGAGACCAUUCAGAUUCCACUGGAGAAGGGAAUUCCUAAGAAACCGCAGCCAGAAGAUGACAAGGAGAUCAAGCUAAGGAAGAAAAUGGGUGAACCCACCCCAGAUGAACCCGAGGUGAUUACUCUCAAACCUUUCAGAAAAGAGAAACCAGAAGAUAAAUCAGAGCAGCCAGAGAAAGAGGAAGGGAAACCCAAAGGAAGAGACAGACUCACAGAGGAGGAAGAGGUAGAGAAGGACCAACUGCCAGAGGGAAAAAGGAAGAAGAAAAUAGUGAAGAAGGUUCGGAAACCAGAGGCACCACAGGAAGAAGCAGAGAAGCCUGUAUCAGAUGUUCCUGAGGCUGAGACGCAGGAAAUAGUUUCCCCCAAAGAAGACCAGCCUAGUGCAGUGACAGUUCCUGAAUCAGUGAGUGAGCCCUUAACAGCAGUAGACGAACAACCAAAGGUUUCUGAAGAAGAGAAGCCUGACAAAGUGGCUGCAGAUGACGUGCCAGAACAAAAGGUUGUCAGAAAGAAAGUGAAGGUACAGAAGGUGAAGCCAGAGAAAGAAGUGAAACCAGAAGAAGAGGUUCAAGAAGAAAAGAAAGAAGAGGUGGAAAAGCUGGAGGUCAUGGUGAAAGAGGUACCUGAGGAUGAGAAGGAACAUGUUACUACUGAAGAAAUGGAAGUUAAAGAGAAAAAGGUGAAACACAUAAUCAGAAAGAAGAAGACAACUCCAAGUGAAGAAGAGAAACCUUCAGAUGAGAGUAAAGGAGAAGAAUCAUUACCAGUACUGGAGAAGCCAGAGGAGCAAAAGACAGAGGAAAUUCCAGAAACAGUCAAGGAGGCUGAAGAUGUGGAACAAGUUGAAGCAACAAAAGAAAAGAAGGUUAAGCGCAUAGUCAGGAAAAAGAAGGUUGUACCAGAAGAGGCAGAAAAACCUAUGGAGGAAGAAAUGAUUGAAGAUACCUUGCCAUUACCAGAGAAACCUGCUGAAGGAAAGGCAGAUACAGAAGAGAAAACUGACAGUGUGCCAGUAGCUAAAGAUGAGGUUCCUGCUGAAACUGUUGAUGAAACUGAACACAAAAAAGUGAAACGAAUAGUGAAAAAGAAAAAGAAAACUGUUCCAGAAGAAGAAAAGCCAAGUGGUGUGCAGGAAGAAGAAACUAUUAUGCCAUCCUUGGAAAAAUCUGAGGAAGAAGUGCCUGAAGAAAAGCCUGAUGUUGAAGAGGAUACUACAACAGUACCUGCGGACUCUAAGGGAAGGAGGGUAAAGAGAAUUGUGUCCAAAUCAAAGAAAGGCAUUCCGAAGGAAGAGGAGAAACCAACAGAAGACAAGGCAGAAGAGGAUAUAGCUCCUAGAAAACCAACAGAAGACAAACCUGUCAAGAAGAAGAAAGUCACUGGACUACAAAUGAUGAAAAUUGAGAGGAAAGAAAUUAAAGCUACUCAGCUGAAAGUGAUUGAUGUCAAAGAAGACAUUCCCCUAUUUGCACAGAUAAAAUUAAAGAAAGUGACACCUGUCAAGAAACGAGAAAUAAAGGGUGUGACAAUUCCCAAAGUCUUGCUUAAGAGUAACAUUAAGUUCAUUGACUAUCCACCAGCUGAACAGAAGCCAGUCAUAACAAUUCUUGAGGUGUACUUUGACAAAGGUAUUCUGUCACGGAACUACCAGGAAGCUCUGAAAGUGCAAAAGAGGAAAGUAAAAAAGGUACGAAUCAAGGAUAAGGAAGCAACUGAGUUGGAGGAACCUGAGAAGUUCCCUGCAGAUGACACAGAAAAACCAGAACCUACAGAGAAAGUUGAUCAGCCGACAUGGCAGAGCUUGCCAAAGAAACCUGCAGCUGAGCAACAAGAAACACAGAAGCUUGAUAUUGGGAAAGGAAAAGUUCCAGAGCAGGAAACUCCUGUCCCAGAGGACAUCAAGUUGAAAAAGAUUCCUGAAAAACCAACACCUGGUGAAGAGGAGCAGAAGAUCAAGCCAUCGAAAAAAGAUGGGGAUGAACAAAAGAUAAAGAAGCCUAAGGAAUCUGAGAAAGAACCAUUGGCGCCUUUUGAGGGGAAGGACAUAGAAAAGCAUGAUACAGACUUAGAGCAAUAUGAGAGGGAGAGCCCAGAGAAAUCAGAUGAAGGGGCUUCCAAACCUGAGGUGAAAAAGAGACCUAAGGCAAAGAAACCAAAACCAGAGCCAGAGACCAUUCAGAUUCCACUGGAGAAGGGAAUUCCUAAGAAACCGCAGCCAGAAGAUGACAAGGAGAUCAAGCUAAGGAAGAAAAUGGGUGAACCCACCCCAGAUGAACCCGAGGUGAUUACUCUCAAACCAUUCAGAAAAGAGAAACCAGAAGAUAAAUCAGAGCAGCCAGAGAAAGAGGAAGGGAAGCCCAAAGGAGUAGACAGACCCACAGAGGAGGAAGAGGUAGAGAAGGACCAACUGCCAGAGGGAAAAAGGAAGAAGAAAAUAGUGAAGAAGGUUCGGAAACCAGUGGCACCACAGGAAGAAGCAGAGAAGUCUGUAUCAGAUGUUCCUGAGGCUGAGACACAGGAAAUAGUUUCCCCCAAAGAAGACCAGCCUAGUGCAGUGACAGUUCCUGAAUCAGUGAGUGAGCCUUUAACAGCAGUAGACGAACAACCAAAGGUUUCUGAAGAAGAGAAGCCCGACAAAGUGGUGGCAGAUGAAGUGCCAGAACAAGAAGUAGAAAAGGACCAACUGCCAGAGGGAAAAAGGAAGAAGAAAAUAUUGAAAAAGGUUCGGAAACCGGAGGCACCACAGGAACAAGCGGAGAAGCCUUCACCAGAUGUUCCUGAGGCUGAGACACAGGAAAUAGUUUCCCCCAAAGAAGACCAGCCUAGUGCAGUGACAGUUCCUGAAUCAGUGAGUGAACCUUUAACUGCAGUAGAUGAGCAACCAAAGGUUUCUGAGGAAGAGAAGCCUGACAAAGUGGCUGCAGAUGACGUGCCGGAACAAAAGGUUGUCAGAAAGAAAGUGAAGGUACAGAAGGUGAAGCCAGAGAAAGAAGUGAAACCAGAAGAAGAGGUUCAAGAAGAAAAGAAAGAAGAGGUGGAAAAGCUGGAGGUUGUGGUGAAAGAGGUACCUGAGGAUGAGAAGGAACAUGUUACUACUGAAGAAAUGGAAGUUAAAGAGAAAAAGGUGAAACACAUAAUCAGAAAGAAGAAGACAGCUUCAAGUGAAGAAGAGAAACCUUCAGAUGAGAGUAAAGGAGAAGAAUCAUUACCAGUACUGGAGAAGCCAGAGGAGCAAAAGGCAGAGGAAAUUCCUGAAACAGUCAAGGAGGCUGAAGAUGUGGAACAAGUGGAAGCAACAAAAGAAAAGAAAGUGAAACGAAUUGUCAAGAAGAAGAAAUUGGUUCCAGAGGAGGUUGAAAAGUCAUUGCAGGAAGAAACAGUUAAAGACAAUUUUCCUGCACCUGAGGAAUCAAGAUUAGCAGAAGAUCAGAAAGGCCAACCAGAAGACUCACAUCUACAUUUUGCAAUUGUCGAAUCGUCUGUUGUGGGGAAAGUGACUGACAUUGUUACUCCAUCAUACGAGACAGGUAAAUCACAAGUAACUAUGGCACUUAAUGAUUCUGUUUCUGUGAGUGAUACCAUGUCCUUAGAGUUAACUGAACAACGAGUAGCAGAUAAGAAACCAUUACCGCAGGAGGCUUUAGUAAGUAUAGGAGAAAAAGAUACUGUAUCUAUACAGGAACCUUAUGUUGAGGUAGUUCCUGCACAUUUGCCUGAGUCACCUCAGGUUUUAAAGGAAGAAGCGACACUUAAGGUAAUGAGCCAAAAAUCUGUGGCUAUAUUGGAAAUUCCUACACAUGAAACAGAGGAACCCCUCGUAUCCGGUAUACCUGAAGUAUUGCAUGCCACACCAUCAUUUCUACAACAAGGACCUUUAACUGUAACUGAAACUGGCACAUUUGAAACACAUACAGACUUUGAACAUGAGAAACAAUUAACUGAAACAGCCCAGACAACCAUCUUACCACAGGAAACACUUUCUGUAACACUUCCUGAACUGCAACACAAGGAAGAUAUUUUCAUGUCACCUGCAGUACCUGACACUGAACAUGCUAUCAGAAACAUUCCAUUGUCUGACUCUGUAACUGUAAAUGAAAUAACAUCUUUAGAAAUACCAUCAGAAUUGAGGUAUACAGUGACACAGGACAAAGAAGCAGUUACAGCACUGCUACCCACAACAGAAUCUGUGUUUGUGACAGAGAUACAACCAACUCAGACAGUGGCUGUUGAUACAAGGGUACAGAAAGUGCCAAAACCUGAAUCAGCUCAAAGAAAACUUUCAACACAGGAUACAUUACAAAUACAAGAAGUUACCACGGAACAGGUUGUUACCACAGAGCCACCUCAAGAAACACAGUAUUUGACACAGGUGCCGAAAGUCGUCCAGAAACGACAGGAGGCACUUAUAAUUACAGAAGUAAUCAAAAACACAAAGGAGGAAGAACUUGCUAACUUCACAGUAUCACAAGAACAACCUACAGUAACAGUUUCUGAAAGUGAAAGUGUGCAAAUUACUGAUAUGCAAACUGCACUAUUUACAGGUGACAUUACUGUACCAGCUCUGCCUAGGAUGGAACAGGUAAGCCCAAUAAUACCAGUGGAAAGACAGCUUCUUUUAGUGGAACAUUCACAACCUGGAAUCUUAGAAGAGGCACUGCCUGAGGAGAAAAUCACAACAGUGCAAGCUAAACUUGUGGAAAUUAGUGAUCAUAAGAAGGCAGAUGUUUCAAUAUCUGAAGUUAAAGAAGCUCCUACAUUACCAAGGAGGGAAGUUGAAAUUCAUGCACCAGAAAACGUUGAGGCUAUUCCUGAAGAAGAGAAACCAACACCUGAACAUGCAGAAGAAAUUUCACAAGAGUAUGCAGUCACUGAGAAGCCAUUGGUGUCUUUUGCUGAUGAAGAUGUCAAGAAGCAACCAACAACAAGAAAAGUCUUGAAGAAGAAAAGAGCUCCUGAGAAGCCAAAGUACGCUGAUGAAAGUGUGACUGAAGAAAUGACAACUGAAGUGCUGACUCAGGAAAAGCCUGACACUCUAAAACCUGAGGAAGUAAAAGAUGUGCAUGAAGGAAUUGAGGUCACUGAAGUAGUAGAUACAGUAAGUACAGGUGACGUUAGUCCAUUGGAUGUUGAAAAAGAGAAAGCAGAAGCUGUUGAGGGAACUGAAGACUCUGUAAGUAUUGUUGAGACACCAGUUAAGAAAUUAAUUACUAAGAAGAAGAAGAUCAAGCCAGUUUCAAAGAUUCCAGAAGAAAAAGUGCCAGAAGAAGAAGAAAAAGUGGUGGAAAUCCCACAGGAAGAGAAGCCUGUGCCUAAAAAACCAAAGGAAAAGAAACAUCUUCCUGAAAAAGUAGAAGUGUUGAAACUCGAAAGGAAAGAAGUUAAACCUACCAAACUGAAGAUAACUGAUGUGAUGCCAAAAGAGGAAGUUCCUCUUUUCACGCAGGUGAAGCUGAGGAAAGCAAGUGUUCAAAAGAGGGAGAUUAAGGCUGUAGAAGUCCCAAAAGUAUUAUUGAAGAGCAAUAUAAAGAUAAUAGACUACCCUCCAAAGGAAAAUACCCCUCUUAUAACAAUAAUAAAUGCAAGGUGUGACAAGGGGAUACUAUCAAGAAAUACACAAGAAGCUCUGAAAGUCCUCAAGAGAAAAGUGAAGAAAGUAAAGUUGCCCGGCAGAGAAAAACCAGACACAGAAGAAUUAGAGUCUUUUGAUGUUGAUCAGAAAGACAGUACUGAUAUUCCUGUGGAAGAUGAGAAGAGUACAUGGGAAAGACUCCCCAAGGCUGCAGAUACUGAGAAACCAGAAGAACCAAAGCUGGUUGUGGGAAAAGGAAAAAUCCCAGAAACAAAAGAACCAGAACAAGAAGAAAUAAAGCUUAAGAAAGUUCCUGAGAAGCCACUAGUGGAAGAGAUAACUGAAAUGAAGAAGCCUAAGAAGGAUGAGACUGAUGAAAAGGAUACAAAGAGCACACCAAAAGAGAAGGAAAUUACUUUAGCUCCCUUUAAACCUAGUGACAUAGAAGGAACUGACAUAGAUCUGGAAAAGUAUGUAAAAGAAGAGCCAGAAAAGAAAGAGAGAAGGACUCCUGAAAAGCAAAAAGUUAAAAAGCCCAAAAAAGACUCUGCAAAACCUGAACCAGAGACAGUAAAAAUACCAUUAGAAAAACAGCCUCCUAAGAAACCUUACCCUGAAGAGGAGAAGGAUAUCAAACUGAAAAAGAAGGUGGGAGAGCCUGAACCAGAGGAGCCAGAUAGUAUUACCUUGAAACCUUUUGUAAAAGAGAAACCAGAAGAAGAUUCUGAAAUUGCUAAGAAGCACAGCCUUAAACUUGAUGACAAAGAGAAACCUUAUGAAGAAGAAGAGAUAUUACCUACUGAACAUGUAAAACCUGAAUCACCAGAGAGGACAAUAAAGAAAACAAAGGUAAAGAAAACAAAACCACCUAAGCGUGUGGAAGAUGUUCCGAAAGAUGAAUCCAAAGAAGCACCUCAGCAGGAUGAACCAAUACUGGAUGAGAAACCAAAAGAAACCAAAGAAGUACCAGAAGAAGAAUUCGUGAUGAAGAUAAAACCCAAAGAACCAGAAAGGGAGGAUAUUGAGAAGGUAAUAGUCGAGAAAGAGGAGCCAGAGAAACCUGAGGUUGAAGAAAUUAAAGAAGUGACAAUAAAGAAGAAGAAACCAAAGAAACCUUCUGUAGAAGAAGUGAGAGAGGAAGUCACUCUAAAGAAGGAGCUACCACUGGAGCCAAAAGAGGAGGAAGUCACAGAGGAGGUAAUUGUAAAGGAAAAGAAGCCUAAAGAGGUGAAAGCAGAAGAGGUUCCUGAGGAAGUGACAAUUGAAAAGAGGGAACCAGAGAAACCCAAGGAUGAGGUAAGUGAAGAAAUAACAAUAAAGAAGAAGAAACCAAGGAAACCUUCUGUAGAAGAAGUGAGAGAGGAAGUCACACUAAAGAAGGUGAUUCCGGUGGAGCCAAAAGAGGAGGAGGAAGUCACAGAGGAGGUAGUUAUAAAGAAGAAGAAGCCUAAAGAGGUGAAAGUAGAAGAGGUUCCUGAGAAAGUCAUAAUUGAAAAGAAGGAACCAGAGAAACCCAAGGAAGAGGUAAGUGAAGAAGUGACAGUGAAGAAGAAGAAACCAAGGAAACCUUCUGUAGAAGAAGUUGCUGAAGAAGUCACUCUAAAGAAGGUGGUACCAGUUGAGCCAAAAGAGGAGGAGGAAGUCACAGAGGAAGUAGUUGUAAAGAAAAAGAAACCUAAGGAGGUCAAAAUAGAAGAAGUUACUGAGGAAGUGAAAAUUGAAAAGAAGGAACCAGAGAAACCCAAGGAAGAGGUAAGUGAAGAAAUAACAAUAAAGAAGAAGAAACCAAGGAAACCUUCUGUAGAAGAAGUGAGAGAGGAAGUCACACUAAAGAAGGUGAUUCUGGUGGAGCCAAAAGAGGAGGAGGAAGUCACAGAGGAGGUAGUUAUAAAGAAAAAGAAGCCUAAAGAGGUGAAAGUAGAAGAGGUUCCUGAGAAAGUCAUAAUUGAAAAGAAGGAACCAGAGAAACCCAAGGAAGAGGUAAGUGAAGAAGUGACAGUGAAGAAGAAGAAACCAAGGAAACCUUCUGUAGAAGAAGUUGCUGAAGAAGUCACUCUACAGAAGGUGGUACCAGUUGAGCCAAAAGAGGAGGAGGAAGUCACAGAGGAAGUAGUUGUAAAGAAAAAGAAACCUAAGGAGGUCAAAAUAGAAGAAGUUACUGAGGAAGUGAAAAUUGAAAAGAAGGAACCAGAGAAACCCAAGGAAGAGGUAAGUGAAGAAAUAACAAUAAAGAAGAAGAAACCAAGGAAACCUUCUGUAGAAGAAGUGACUGAGGAAGUCACUCUCAAGAAGGUGGUACCAAUGGAGCCAAAGGAGGACGAGGAAGUCACGGAACAGGUAGUGAUAAAGAAAAAGAAGCCCAAGGAGGUGAAAGUAGAAGAGGUGACUGAGGAAGUGAAAAUUAGAAAGAAGGAACCAGAGAAACCCAAGGAUGAUGUAAGUGAAGAAAUAACAAUAAAGAAGAAGAAACCAAGGAAACCUUCUGUAGAAGAAGUUUCUGAAGAAGUCACUCUAAAGAAGAUGGUACCAGUGGAGCCAAAACAAGAAGAGGAAGUCACAGAAGAGGUAGUGAUAAAGAAAAAGAAGCCUAAGGAGGUGAAAGUAGAAGAGGUGACUGAGGAAGUGAAAAUUGAAAAGAAGGAACCAGAGAAACCCAAGGAAGAGGUAAGUGAAGAAAUAACAAUAAAGAAGAAGAAACCAAGGAAACCUUCUGUAGAAGAAGUUUCUGAAGAAGUCACUCUAAAGAAGAUGGUACCAGUGGAGCCAAAACAAGAAGAGGAAGUCACAGAAGAGGUAGUUAUAAAGAAAAAGAAGCCUAAGGAGGUGGAAGUGGAAGAGGUUUCUGAGGAAGUGACAAUUAAAAGGAAGGAACCAGAAAAACCCAAGGAUGAUGUAAGUGAAGAAGUGACAAUAAAGAAGAAGAAACCAAGGAAACCUUCUGUAGAAGUAGUGAGUGAGGAAGUCACUCUAAAGAAGAUGGUACCGGUGGAGCCAAAAGAAGAAGGGGAAGUCACAGAAGAGGUAGUUAUAAAGAAAAAGAAGCCUAAAGAGGUGAAAGUGGAAGAGGUUUCUGAGGAAGUGACAAUUAAAAGGAAGGAACCAGAAAAACCCAAGGAUGAUGUAAGUGAAGAAGUAACAAUAAAGAAGAAGAAACCAAGGAAACCUUCUGUAGAAGAAGUGAGUGAGGAAGUCACUAUAAAGAAGAUGGUACCGGUGGAGCCAAAAGAAGAAGGGGAAGACACAGAAGAGGUAGUUAUAAAGAAAAAGAAGCCUAAAGAGGUGAAAGUGGAAGAGGUUUCUGAGGAAGUGACAAUUAAAAGGAAGGAACCAGAAAAACCCAAGGAUGAUGUAAGUGAAGAAGUAACAAUAAAGAAGAAGAAACCAAGGAAACCUUCUGUAGAAGAAGUGAGUGAGAAACUCACCAUAAAGAAGGUAGUGGAAAAGAAAGCUGCAGAACCACAUGAUGAGGAAGUAGCAGAAGAAAUAACAAUUAAGAAGUUGGCACCAAAGACACCUGAGGACAGCGUGGCAGAAUUCACUGUUAAGAAGAAGGCUCCACAGAGGAAGUUGUCAAUAGAGGAGUUAGGUGAGGAAGAAAUCACUAUAAAACCAAUGCGGCCAAGACAACCAUCAUUGCCUGAAGUAACUGAAGUUACUGAUGUUGAAACAGUUACAAUUCAGCCUAGAAUCACUAAAACAAAAGAAGAAAUAGAACAAGAAUUCAAGAUUCAGCUACAUACUUAUGAAGAAGAGGAUAUCUCAAUGACUAGUAAAGUCAGGUUAAAGAAACAACGACGUCCUACCUAUGCAGAAGAAGCUGGUGAGCAAACUAUUCGAAUUGUGAAAGAGAUAGAAGAUCAGAAGUCACCUGAAAUUAUAGAAGUUUUAGAGUCUCCUGAAGCUGAAGGUGUCAGUUUUGAUUUGAAGCGCAAGCCAAGUUAUAGAGUUCAGGAAGCAGAAGAAGAGGAGACAGUGAUACUAACAAAACCACAUAGGGAGAGAGAAGACAUUGAAGAAAGUUUUCAGAUUUCCUUACGCAAGAAAGAUGAUUCUCGCAAAAUGUCAUACUCCAUUGAAAAUGUUGAAGAAGAGUUCAGCAUUGGUUUUCAAAAGAAGCAGCCUACUCCAGCAGGAACAUCCUUUGAAGAAGAGUCCUUGGAGCUGAGGCUGAAGCCUAAGAAGAGGCCUACAAGGAUUUCACAGGAAGAGGAUUUCACUCUGAGUAUAGUAAAGGAAACAGAAGUCUUCCAAGAAGGAGUAGAAGAGAUAUUAGUUACAGAGCUUCAAGAAGGGGAUGUGUUAUACUCAGUCAGUGCCUAUGAAGCAGAAAAUGAAGAUGCAAUGAAUCUUGUUGAGGGUGAGAAGGUUUACAUCAUAGAUAUGAAUAACCCAGACUGGUGGUUUGUUAAAAAACAUCUCACAGAAGAGAAAGGAUGGGUUCCAGCUCAACUUCUAAUGGAUGAAAUUAGGUACACAACAUUUGUUCAGAAAGUAAUCCAGCAAAAAAUUGACCAGCUUCCUGUUUUUGAAAAACCUGUACAUACAGACAAAGCUACCGCACCAAGAUUUGUUGAGAAGCUUCAACCUAAGCAUGUUCCUGAUGGAACAACAGUUGAAUUUCGGUGUCAGAUUUCUGGUAGCCCUCGUCCACAGGUUACAUGGUUUAAGCAGACAGCCAUUCUGUUGCCUUCUCAUGACUUCCAGAUGUUCUACAGUGAAGAUAAUGUGGCAACGCUUGUCAUAAAAGAAAUUUUCCCAGAAGAUGCUGGCACGUAUACAUGUGUUGCAAAGAAUGCAGCAGGAUUUGCAUCUUCUUCAACAGAGCUUGUUGUAGAGGGACCAUUGUCAGACCAUGGGUCAGAUGUUGCUGUACUAUCCAGGAAAAGCCUCUCAAGGGAAUCGUCUCUAGCAGACAUCCUGGAAGGAAUUCCUCCCAUGUUUACGCACAAACCAGUGCCACUGUCUGCACCAGAGGGUUCUGAUGUGAAACUGGACUGUCAAUUAGUGGCAGUCCCUGAACCAGUUAUUACAUGGUACUUCAACAAAAAGGAAGUUGAUAAAACUGAAAAUGUUUCUGUUUCUGUUGAUUCUGAUGGUCAUAUGUACUUUAGCAAAGUUUCCAUUAAAAAAGUAAAGAAAUCGCAGGAAGGUGUAUAUGAAGUCAUUGCCAGAAACACCGAAGGAGAAACGUCUAUGCCCAUAAUCCUAAAGGUAAAAACAUCAAAGAAGGAACCACCAACAGUCCUGGAACCACUGAAACCAACGGUUGUUCAUACUGGUGAUCCAGUAGUAUUACAUGCAGUCAUAACAGGCAACCCAGCACCAAAAGUCACGUGGCUCAAAGAUGGUCUUCCAGCUGACGACCUGCCCGUUUCUCAUGAUGGAGACACUCACAGCAUUUUCUUGAAAGAUGCUGGUGAGGGAGACGCAGGGGUCUACACAGUAAGAGCAGAGAACCCCGUUGGUAGUGUAGAAAGUACAGCAUCUCUCGUAGUUGAAGCACCUGAUGAGAACAUGGAGCCACCACUUUUUACGGAAAGAUUUGAGGAAGUAAAAGUCCCUGAGAAAGGUACAUUACGUCUGGUAGCCAAGGUGACAGGGAAUCCUGUUCCAGAGAUUACGUGGCUCAGGAACAAUAGACCACUGAAACCAUCACCAAACCUAACUGUGUCAUUUGAUGGGACCACAUCUUCUUUGGAAAUUCAGAAUGUGGAUUCAGAAGUUGAUGCUGGAAACUACAAAUGUGUAGCCAAAAAUCGUGCAGGAAUCACAUCUCAUGGAGCAAGAGUUUCAGUCGAUGUUCCGGAAGUCACAUUUGUAAGGAAACUGCAGGAAAUUACUGAAGUUGAGGAACGAGAAUCUCUGGUACUGGAAUGUGAAACUUCACACACAGUAUCGACACACUGGUUCCAUGAGAAUCAUGAGCUCAGUGGAAUGGACCACCGAGUGGUGGUGCAAGAGGGCCGUAUUCAUCGUUUGCUUAUAAAGAACUGCACAUCGCGAGAUGCUGGCCUGUACCAGUGUCGGGUGAGGGAUCAAGUGACGGAGGGCCACGUUACAGUCCACGACAAAAAACCAGAGUUUCUGCGGAAGUUACAAGAUUUCGAAGUGAAAGAAAGGGAAAGUGCUAUAUUGGAAGUUGAAAUCACAUCAGAAACAGCAGAUGUAACAUGGCACAAAGAUGGUGAACAACUGACAGACACAAGUGAUAAAUUUGUAUUUGAGAAGCAAGGAACAGUACGCAAGUUACUGAUUCGAGGUGUGUCUGUCCACGAUGAAGGCGAGUACACAUGUGCCCUUGGAGAACAAGAGUGUACUGCAGAAGUCUCUGUUGUUGAACUUCCACCAGAGAUAACCACUAAGAUGCAGGAUGUGACUGUUGCGAAGGGUGAGAAAGCAACAUUUGAAAUAGAGCUAACAAAGGGAGAUGCCCUUGUCCGAUGGUUUAAAGAUGGCAAGGAGCUGCAAUUUUCUGAACAUGUGCAACUGUCCAUUGAUGGGAAGAGGCAGCGCCUGAAAGUGUACAAUUCCGAACUUAAGGAUGCAGGUGUUUACUCUUGCGAAGUUGGUGAACAGACAUCUUCAGCACGACUAACUGUUGAAGAGCCAGCUGUGCAGUUCCUUAAGAAAUUGCCAGAUGUGACAUUAAUUCCUCUAAACUUGGAUGCUACAUUCACUGUAGAACUGUCACGAUCUGAUGUUAAUGUGAAAUGGUUGAUGAAAGGCAAAGAAAUAAAAUCAUCUGAGCGGUACCAAAUAACCUCAGAGGGAUCUGUGAAGAAAUUAGUUGUAAAGAAUGUUACCAUUGAGGAUCAAGCAGACUAUAGCUGUGUUGCUUUGAAUGUAAAAUCAACAUCAAAACUUAAAGUUGAAAUAAUUGAAACAGCACCAAGGAUUAACAUCGAAUCUCUUACAAAAGAAUAUCGAGUUAAAAAAGGAGAUGAUGUAACUAUUGAGGUGAAAUUCACUGCAGCUCCUCCACCACAGGAUGAAUGGUUCAUCAAUGGCAAACUUGUCAAGAAAUCGCCAAGGAUUAUACAAACACUGACUGAGAAUUCUGCAACUCUGACCAUUAAGAAAGCUGAAGAAACAGAUGCUGCAAGCUAUACUGUUAAAUUAUCCAACAGGCAAGGGGAAGCCUCAGCAGAGAUGACCCUCAUUCUAAUGGAGCCACCAUCAGAGCCAGGCAUCCCAGAAGUUGUUGAAGUCACUGACCAGACCAUUACACUUCACUGGAAGCCUCCAGAAUUUGAUGGACAUUCUCCUAUUACAAACUAUGUUCUGGAAUACCAUGACAAGACUGAUUUCACAUGGAUUCAAGUAAAGGAAAUGGUUAGAGAGACAACUCACAAAGUGACACAACUUCAGACAAAUGGGGAAUACAUGUUCCGUGUGUCAGCCGAGAAUGAUAUUGGCCGUGGUGCUCCAUCACACAACACCCGUUACAUACGAGUUACUAAACCAUUAUCUGCUGAACCACCAGCAAUCCAGCAGCCACUGGAAGGGGUAGUGUGUGGCUUAAAACAAUCGAUAACUCUUUCUUGUGUUAUUGGAGGAAUACCUGAGCCAACAGUAAAGUGGAUGAAAGAUGGGAAGGCGUUCAAAAGCGAAAAUUUGACAUAUGAGAACAGGAUUGCCAAAUGCAUCAUAAGUGAGACUACAGAGACAUCAUCUGGCAUUUACACAUGUCAGGCAACAAAUACAGCUGGCUUUGCAGAAACAUCAUGUGAACUUAAAAUUCAAGAACCUCCUAAACUUGAAUUUGAUGAGAGUUUGGUAACUCAGAAAUUAAGGAUAACUAAUCAGUGGAAGAUAGAAGUUAAGUAUUCAGGCUUCCCUAAACCAGAAGUGGUAUGGACAAAGAACGGAAAAAGCCUGGCUUCUACUAAGCACUGUUCCAUCUACCAUGAUGAAAAUUCAUCAACAAUUGCGAUAUAUUCCUUAGCAAAAGUGGACACUGGAACCUACACAUUUACAGCUCGCAGUGAUGCAGGUUCGGCGAGCGUGGAUUUCAGUCUAAAAGUCAUUGACAAGCCAAGCAAACCAGAAGGGCCAAUUAUUGUAAAAGAUAUCCGAAAGGAUUCUGUGGUUCUCGAAUGGAAACCCCCUGCAGAUGAUGGUGGCCUUGAGCUUUCUAAAUACUCUGUUGAAAAAUGUGAUGUUGAAAAGAUGGUGUGGAUGAAGGUUGCUGACGUAGAGAAAGAUGUCUCGUCAUAUUGUGUACAACGUUUGAGAGAGGAUUCAGAGUACAUGUUCAGAAUUAUUGCUGAGAAUCCAGUAGGAACAUCAGAGCCACUUGAGAGUGACCCAGUCACCAUUAGAAGCAAAUUUGAUAAACCGUCUGCCCCAAGAGGACCACUACAUGUCUCAGGUAUGACUGAGACAUCUUUCACUGUCGCUUGGCAAUCACCAGAAUCAGAUGGAGGUGCUCCAGUGCUGGAAUAUGUUGUAGAACGCAGAGAAGUGGGGAAGAAGGCCUGGCAGAAGGUUGGAAGCACAACAAAAGAUGUGACUCACAUUGAAGUUUCUGGACUUAAAACGAAUUCAUCGCAUAAUAUCAGGAUAACAGCUAGAAAUGAAGUUGGUCUCAGUGUACCAUUUGCUCCCGAAGAUGCAAUUACUGUUGGAAUGAGAAUAAGAAAAAUUCCACCCAAGUAUGCAACAAACGCUUUGUUGGUAAUGUUAGGUGCUUUUCGAGCAAGAGGUGUGGCUGGCUAUUGUGCCCCAUCUGCACCAGUUGAUCUACAUAUUACUGAUUUCACAAGCAAGAGUGUCACUCUGCAGUGGGGGCCCCCUGCCAGUACAGGUGGAACUGAACUAACAGGAUACAUAAUUGAAAAGAGACUACUGUCAUCAAAGAAGUGGAGCAAAGUUGUUACACUUGAACCAUCAGUACUACAAUACUGUAUAGAAAACCUUAAAGAUAAGGCUGAGUACUUCUUCCGUGUGUAUGCAGAAAAUGCCAUAGGACUUAGCCCACCAGCUGGCACAGAGCUGGUCUCCCUUAAAAAGCAUGCAACUGUUCCAUCACCACCUACAGCUCCACUUGAGGUACGACCCAUAGGCCCAAAUGCUGUUGUGAUUGCAUGGGGAAUCCCUGAAACUGAUGGUGGUGCACCUCUUCAGGGUUAUACUAUCGCCAUACGUGAUGUGCGAAAGACUAUGUGGAUGGAAGUUGGUCGUGUCAAAGCUGAUGUACAUAAACUCACAAUCAAAGACCUACAGGAAAACCAUGAAUACCUCAUUCGAAUUUUUGCAAAGAAUGAAGUUGGUCCUAGUGAGCCUUUGGAAUCAGAGGAGCCAUUUAAAAUGCUGAGGCCAACAGAAAUUGACCAGCAAGAACUCGAUAAGCUGGAAACGACAGCACCGACACUUAGUUUCAGUACUGAAACCACCACAUCCUGGAUGAAAGAAGCAGGCAUGGAUGCUGACAUCCGAUCAUACGCAAGAGGUUCAUUAUUAAGAAGGGAUGAAUAUUUCUUCCGUAUUUGGUACUAUGCCCGACAGUUGUUUAAGUGAUGUGGUGUAAGGAAUCAAUUGUGAAGACAAAGACAAAUAGUGUGUAAAGUGUAUACGAAGUCGUAAGUAGAGUUGUUGAGCGUAUCUAUGCUUAAGGCACUGAUAAAACAAUAGAACUAUUUAUUUUUUUACCUUUUGUAAAGCAAUUUUGUACUGAAUUUUAUAUGAAGGCUUGGAAGCAGCACUGUGGGCAAGCACUCUACUAUCUUGCUUCCUGAUUUCCAUCAAUGAAAUAAAAAAAAGUACCCUGUGCAAAGCAAAGCAGGGGGCACUGAUAGAGAGUAGAACUUGCACCUGUUGCUUCUGGCUGACUGAUUCAAGGACCAAGACUGUUGCUUUGUAUUUCUUGCAUAUUCAGUAAAUAUGUAAAUAAGGAGGCAGAGGAACUGUACAUUACUACAAAUGUUAAUAAUAAUAAUUUAUUGAAAUGAGGAUGUAAAUGUUUAUGGACAUAAAAUGUAAUUCUUAUAGGUUUUUCAUAUAUAUGUAAUUUUUAUGGACACUGUACUACACAACAAAACAAGUCAGAGAAGUGGGUCUGCUGAAGCAGGACAUUUCUGCUGUGACUUAAUAAGUGUGUAAGUAAUACAGUGUAUUAUGCUGUGAUAUACUCUUGUGUAUCAUUCAGUUUUGAAUUAUGUGAUUUCAAAUGUGUAAUUGUGUUCAAUUGGCUGCAAGUAUUUUUUACCUCUUUUAAUAUCACUGUCUGUUUCAACUGCAGUUGCAAUAACUGCUUACAAAGUAGUCUGUAAUCAUUUGGUUCAAGUAAGCGUCACUUCACCGGUAACUUAAAGGAGACAAAAUAUAGGUGCAACGACAUGAAUUUGUUACUGGUAAGAGUCGGCUUACAGAGCAAAUGAUACUUCAUGAAAGAAUCAUAUUAAAAUAUAUAUAUUUUUAAAGUUGGA